CCCCGAGCUCGCCCCGCGGCCCCAGGAAAAAGGGAGCCGCUUCGGAUCCGGCCGACGGCGCUUGGCUGCGGCGGGAUUCCCAAGCCGGGGCUGGAGAAGCCGUUACCCGCGGCCUCCGGGCCCAGUCGACUGUGGGCAGCGGCGGCCGCCAUGAGCGCCGCGGCGGCCUCGGAGCGGGGGGAAGCCUCGGCCUCGUCGACGACCUUGUCCCCCUCAGCUGAGGCGGGAGGCGGCCACGGGGAGCCCCAGCUGAGGGCGGCAGAAGAGGAGCGCGAGGCUCGGCAGUUCGCCCUCUACCUGGCCCCUGAGGCGGGGCGAGAGGGGCGCGAGGAGGUGCGUGGGCGGUUAACGGCCGCGGCUGAGGGGUCAUCCGCGGAGGGGGGGAGGGGAAGCGUUGCUUAGCUACGGUGGUGGGAAGGACAGGUGGGCGUGGCGGCGGAGGUGGGGUUCCCGCCAAAAUAUUUUUUUGGGGGGGUUGGGGUUGGAUUCAUUUGUCUCUGGGGGAUGUGGGGGGACUUUGAAAGCCACGCUGCGAGGGGGUGACGCGUGUCUCGGGCGUGUAUACGUUCACACAGACACACACAAUAGAUGCCAGGCUUCGUUUAGUAUCCUAUCAUUUUGUGUGUGUGUGUGUGUACACGUGUACAUACACACACAUAUAUUUAGAUACAAACACACACAAUAGAAUACUAAACCAACAGUAAGAGCCAUUUGGGAUGGACUCCCACGAGAGGCGGUGGACUCUCCAUCCUUGGAGGCUUUUAUGCAGAGGCCUCUGUCAGGGAGGUUUUGGUUGCGAUUCCUGCAUUGCAGGGGGUUGGACUAGAUGACCCUGGGGUCCCUUUCAGCUCUACCCUUCUGCCAUUCUAUAAUUCGAAGCUAAGCCAUAACAAAGGGAAGCAGGGGGUGGGCGUGGAGGUGGGGAUCCAUUCAGAGUUGAGGCACAAAUUCGGGUCUUAUUUUCCUGGCAGCCAGUGCAAAUAGAGAAAAUACGCAAGGUAUCAUUAUUUCCCUUGUCCCGCAACAGUAUUCUUUUUUGUGCCUGCCGAAGACAUUCUUAUUUAGACAAGCCUACGCAGAUAUUUAGAAAGUUUGUAUGAGUUUUAGUUCAUUUUAAUCUAUUCUGGUAUUAACUUUCUGUAUGUUUUUAAUUAGGGUUGCAAUAUUUUAGGUGAUCGUUUUAUUGUGCUAUCUUUUUUGUAAGCUGCUUUGAGGUUUCUUCUACAACAAUCAAGUAGUAUAUAAGAUGUUAUUAAAUAAAUAAACAAAUAAGUACACUCAACUCCCACUUGAUGGGACAACUUUUCCUGAUUUUUUAAUAAGAAUCUUUAUAUAAAGGAAUGUAGUCAAUAACAUUUUAUAUAACUGUCUUAAACCCACUCACAAACCCUGUUCCAAACCCUGGAACCCUGUUAUAGCAGCUGUUCCAAACCCUAUAACCCUGUUAUAGCAGCUGUCCAGAAAGGCGGUCUUAAUUCUGUAAAAGCAAUUCUGUGUGGAGCCAAACUAAUUAACUUGAGCUAGUUGGCUUUCUGAUGGUCUGUCUUAAUACAUGAAUGCAACCUGGAAAAUAAUUGAGGAAUGGUUAGUUAGCAUUAUCAAGCAAAGAAGUUCUGCUAUACACAAACUUAUUUGACACUGCUAUUCUUAGAAGAGCAGAUAAAUAAACUGGGAGCAUGUGUGAUUGGUGAAGGCAGCCUUUAUCUUUUUAAAAUCAAACCACUUUAUUAUUUAAGAUUUCUGUCCCACCUCCUCUACCAAGCUGGGCUGUCUGGGUGGCUGAAAUUCAGAGAAAGCCUCAAUGCGGUAAAACAAACAAACAAACAAACAAACUACUUAGUAAAACAUAAACACAUUUUCUUUUUUAAAAAAAGCUAUGAUCACCACCAAAGCUAACGGUUAGCCACCUUCCCUUCAAUGUUUGUUGAAGCAUAGGAAAGCUAAAGAAUUCCAUACGCAGAGACACAUCUGCUUGCAGAUGUCAGUUAAUGUUAUAAAAAUUAAUUUUAUAUCCUAAGGUUACAGUGCUGUGCCCGUUUAUCUAGAAAUAAUACAAGAAGCUGCCUUAUACAGAGUACAGUAUAAGAUGUAUAUAGAUGCCAGGAAUGGAAAUUUGGACUUGCAUGCAAAGUAUGCUGCUGUAUGCACCCAGACUUGCUUCUGUGUCAGCAUGUGCAUAGUUGCACUAUAAAAAAAGGUUUUAUUUAUUUAUUUAGAAUGUAACUUCCAGAAGGCUCCCAAAGUGGCUUAUAUGCAGUCAUUUAAAACAGGACGACCCCUGUUCUUAUUCUUAAUAGUUUUAAAGACAUGACAUAAAAGGAAAAGGGACAGGGAGGAAAGAUGAAAAUAGCAAACUCAGGUACCAGUUAUUUAAAUUAAAUAACAGGUCUUAUAAGGACAAGUUGGAAUAGAAACAGUUCAAGAGCAGGAGGUAUCUGUCAGUGGAGCUGAGAAAAUACCAAAGUUGUACUGUCACAGGUAAUACACCCUGAUUCCUUUCUGUGUUGGCGUUCCAUCUGCUACAGUUAGAGAACUAGGUGGGGACAGACACCACAAAGAGCAGUGCCCAGGAGUUGGCAGUGCUACCCUUGGUUUAUCUGUGAUAUGGGGCAAGAAGAGGUAAAUCAACAGUAGCAAUCACUCCUUGGGGGGAGCAACUGCAGCAAAUUGCUGUUGCAGAUGGUGCUGCUGCUAGAGCACAUCUGCGCGGUAUAUCUGAAGGGGUUCAAACUGCAAUAGGCCAGUGGCCCAGAGAUGACAGAAGUUGCAGUUCAGCAGUGUCUGGGGGGCUGUAGCUUAGCCACCCCAGAUCUAUUAAACCAUACAUAAGGAAUAAGAAUAAGAAUACAGUGGUGCCCCGCAAGACGAAUGCCUCGCAAGACGAAAAACUCGCUAGACGAAAGGGUUUUGCGUUUUUUGAGCUGCUUCGCAAGACAAAUUUCCCUAUGGGCUUGCUUAGCAAGACGAAAAGCAAACGUCUUGCAAGUUUGUUUCCUUUUCUUAACACCGUUAAUACAGUUGCGACUUGACUUGAAGAGCAACUCAUAGACCGUGGUGUGGUAGCCUUUUGUGAGGUUUUUGAAGACUUUGGUGAUUUUUGAAGCUUUUCCAAAACUUCUUUUGCAGCCAUUUGGUAAGUUAAACUUUUAAAACUUUUUUGGGGGUUUUGGAUUUUGGGUUGGGGUGUUUGGAAUUCAAGGACUUGGUGUUGGGGAGGGGUUUGCAAGAAUCUGGAAGCUUGUGUGUUUUUUCUGCAUUUUUAUGAUUUUCUGUGACCAUUGGACCACUCUACUGUUUUUAAAAAAAUUUCUGGAUUUGAAUUUCUGUGUGGUGGGUGCCUGGGGGAACAGUUGAGGAGGGGUUCUUCAGCAAGAAGGAAAGAGUGGAAGAGGAACCUUCUUCGAGUUGUCCCCCAGAAUCUUAGAAAAUGUACUGUACACUUUGUUGAUUUUUAAAUGUUUUUCUGUCAUGUUUAGAAACUUAAUUUAUUGUUCCUUCAAUUUUGAAAUGCUCUUUACAGUAUGUGUGACUUUAAAGAGCACUUAAUAUACUCUAGAUGUACCAAAUUUGGCUUUGUUUGGACUUUUUUUGACCAUAGGAACGCAUUAAUUGAAUUUCAGUGCAUUCCUAUGGGAUUUCGUGCUUCGCAAGACGAAAAAUUCGCUAGACGAAAAAACUCGCGGAACGAAUUAAUUUCGUCUUGCGAGGCACCACUGUAAAAAGAAUACAGCAAAAAAAAUUAGAAGGGGAAAGAGAAAUCCAUUAGCUUUGAAGGUUGCAAAAGAUUUGGUGUUCGUUGUUUCUUUAUUGUGUGUUCAUUUGUCUUUCAUAUUGCUGUAGAAUAGAUAUGUUAAUUUGUCUGUCACCUAAUAGUUAUUUUUAAUGCAUAUUUUAGCAGAUUCACGUUAAAUAACUACAUACAGAUGUCUGAAAAUGUUUUGUGUGUUUAAUGUACUUUGGCAAAUACAAACCUUCACAGUCACUAGGAGAAAGAUGAAUGAAUGAGCUACAGGCAUACAGCGUCCCUUUCCUGUUUUUGUGAUUUGCAGCAGUAUUGUUGAAUGUGCCCGGACUGGCCCAGGGAGAGAAUAGGAUGAAGGCUGUGUUGGGGUCCAUGCUGCCCCCCCUCCCGCCUUCUCAUUGUAUCUUAAGGGUUCAUUCCAUGGUGGCUGCAGUGCUAAGAGUAAUGUAAGUUGUACAGCUGAAGCUGUUUUGGUUUACUUGUGCCUUUUAGACCCUGCUUUUUUUUACUCUGAAGUGACCAAGUGAAUCCAUAUCAUUCCAGUACCAUGGCUACUAACUACAGAGUGUACAGAUCUAUCUUAGUUUUUUUUUUAAAAAAAGUCUAAAUGCACCUUGGUUCUGUCUGAAUUGAAUGUGAUACAAAUGUGCCUCCAGUUGGGGGAAUUGCAGGGUUCGUGUGGUGCCACAUACAGAGAUGCUAAAGCCCUUUGUGCUACAGUUUUGGGUCUUACGUGACUGAAACGUGUCACUUGGCACAGAACUGUGCACAGUUACUAAUUUUUGAAUUGUGUAUAAUUUCCGUCCUGCCCCUGAAAUUUUGUUUAAUAUACAGUCAUACCUUAGUUUUUGAACAGUUUAGUUCUCGAAAGUUUAGGCUCCAAACGCCACAAACCUGGAAGUGAGUGUUCCGGUUUGUGAACUAUUUUUGGAAGCCGAACGUCUGACAGAAGCUUCCUGCAGCCAAUCAGAAGCAGCACUUAGGUUUCCAAACGUUUUGGAAGUUGAACGGACUUCUGGAACAGAUUCCGUUUGACUCCCGAGGUAUGACUGUAUGUGUACGUCACAUGUCUAAUACUGCUCAAGGCAACGUACAGAACGAUGCCAAGGAUGUUAAAAUAUUAUGUGUGCAGAGUCUCCUUAAUGAUUUAAUAGUGUUCCUUUUUUAAAUCCAACUCUCAGACAGGAAGGAUACACAAAAUCCCUAUGGUAAAAGUAUUGAAACAUGUAACUCGGCAUGUUUCCAUAGGAACCAAUCUCAUUAUAUGAUUGGAUCUCAAGAUUCUCCAGGUGUGAAGCUAUAGGUUUCCUGCAAUGGAUUUGAUGUAGAUUAUACUCCUUGGAUUUUAAUCUAAAAAUACCAAGGCUCCAGUUUUUCAAUAAACAUUUUGCUAAAAUGGAAGCUGAAAGAAACAUCACAUACUCCUUGCUUUUGACUUAGACAUUGCUAUGGGUAAAACGCUGUGAACUUGCAUUAGGAACAUAAGAAGCUGCCUCAUACUGAGUCUGACUGUUUGUUUGCCUAGCUCAGUAUUGUCUACACUGACUGGCAGCAGCCCUCUGGGAUUUUAGGCAGGAGUCUUUUCCUGUCUUACCUGGAGAUGCCGGGAUUGAAGCAGUGACCUUCUGCUUGCAAUUUCAGGGGACUCUACCACUGAGCUAUGGACCUCAGUAUUCAUUUUGCUGUGGUUUAAUCAUGGUUUUGUUUCCUAUACGUACAUUCCGGUGUUCUUUUUCAUAGAAUCUAUAAGCACUAGAAGUAACUGACAUAUCAUGUAGCUGAACCUCAUGCUUGCAAAAGUAUACUUGCUCUAUUUUAAUGUCAGGAAGUGGUGAAAUAAUGUAGUAAGUACCUGUAUAGGCUUUAGCAAUGGUAUGAUAGUGCUGGUAUGAUACUACUGUAAUAUUAUAUUGUAUUGUAUUAUUAUAUUAUAUUAUAUUAUAUUAUAUUAUAUUAUAUUAUAUUAUAUUAUAUUAUAUAUAGCAAGCAAGCUGCUGGCACUAGCUAAAACAUUAAUGCAAUCUCCUGCUGCUUCUGUUUUCUGAUUCUCUUCUGUUUGAGAUGAGUUUUUGUUUAUGGGACUAAAUGAGCAAUGCCAAAGACAGGUGAGAACCUAAGGCCACAUACCCACAGUACUUGCACAUUUUGAGUACUUGUAAGAUUUCCCCCCCUUUGCAUUGAUGACAGAAUAAUUUAAAAUGGGUGUGGUCCCAGUUUGUGAGAGUAGUAAGUCAGUUCCUUGGUUGACAACUCUUUCUGUAUUUAUUCUUCCUUGAAGUGGAAUUCUGUGCUUUUCAAAAGCUUGUCACCAGUAAAAGGCAGCCUAGUCUAUACAGUCAGCAAGGCUGGGGCAGUGUUUUUCAACCACAACUCUGGUGUGUUGUCUCUCAUCAGUUAUUCUCUUCUAUUCUCUCUGUUCAUAUUUUUGUAACGAAUAACUUCUACAUGCAUUUGAUCAUUUCCUCCUCCCUCCCAAUUCAUUUUCCUUUUGUGCCAUGCCUUUCCAGAUUGUAAGACUAGGGUCAGGCUCUGUGUUUUAUUCUUUUUCGCGACCUGUAUGGCCACUCUGGGAGUUCUCCAGCUGAGGAGUGGAAUAAAAAUUAUUUAAAUAAUAAAAAUAGCAUGAUUUCUAGCCAGCCGGAAUUAAAUAAAUCUUUUCAUUUGUGAUAGAUGGUGCAUGUAUUUAUAUUCAUGCAAUAACCGAGUUCAAGAAUAAUUUUGAAACACGUUUUAUUUAUAUUCUUCUAGCUUUAAAUCUUCAGCACCUCACCAGCAACAGAUAAGACCGAAUAAUGCUUGGUAAAGGAGAUUUUAAGAAUGUGUUUGGCUGUUUACAUGUUUCAAACAGUUUUUAAAUUAAAGUUUUCCAUAUUUGCACAAUUGUGUUGCCAUGUCUCUUUUUCUGCGCCUUUGGAUGCAGCAGCUACUUUGUGCUGUGUCUCACUGCAUCGUAGCCAUUUUAUGUUUGAUAUCCAGAAUACGUUCUCAUAAAUGUGCCCAUAUGCCUGAGAAGGUCAGCAACCAUUAAAUUACAGCAAUACACUCUAUAUGCACCUUUCCUUUAAGUUGGCUGGAAGCUGCAGCUGGUGCAGAAUGCAGCAGCGAAGUUGUUCAAGGAGGAGUCCUUUCAACAACAUGUAACACCACUGCUGAGAAAACAGCACUGACUUGUCAAUAAGCUAGUUGGCCAAGUUUAAGGUCUUUCUCUUAGCAAAUAAAGCCCCAAGCAAAUUGGGAUCGCCAGGAUUUAUAUGCCUCUGUCUGGUCACUUGGAUCUUUGAAAUAAAUGCUCUUAAGUAGUGCUGCAUGCUCUUAAGUCCACACAAAAAUGGCUUUUAGUGUUGUGUCGCCUGCUGUUUGAAAUUUGCUCCCAGCGAAUAGUAGUCAGGUGCCUACAGUAUUAGCGUUUAGGUAAAGGUAAAGGGACCCCUGACCAUUAGGUCCAGUCGUAACCGACUCUGGGGUUGCAGUGCUCAUCUCGCUUUAUUGACCGAGGGAGCCGGCGUACAGCUUCCGGGUCAUGUGGCCAGCAUGACUAAGCCGCUUCUGGCGAACCAGAGCAGCGCACGGAAACGCCACUUACCUUCCCGCCAGAGCGGUACCUAGUUAUCUACUUGCACUUUGACGUGCUUUCGAACUGCUAGGUUGGCAGGAGCAGGGACUGAGCAACAGGAGCUCACCCCGACACAGGGAUUCGAACCGCCGACCUUCUGAUUGGCAAGUCCCUAGGCUCUGUGGUUUAACCCACAGGGCGUUUAGGUGCCUACUUAAAACAUAUUUGUUUGCCCAUGCUUUCCCUAAGAGGUGAUCCAGUUAAAUUGAGUUAUUCUUCUGAUUUAUUGAGUUCUUGAUGUAAACUUAUUAAUCAUUUUAUAUUUUUCACUGCCCAUAUUGGUUUCUUUUAAUGUUUGGUGAGAUAGAAAUAAUUCUAUAUGGAAAUAAUCAAAAUAUUUAUUUGAAUACUUGCACAGAGACAUUAUAGGAAGUACCUUCUUCAAAGAAUUCCCUAUGAAUAUUUUUUGUUUCAUUGUUUUAAGAUAAAGCUAUUGGUUUACUAGAUGGUUAAGGUGUUCUGAUAGGUGUUGCCUUACACAUUUAAAGACAAGCCUGCAAUACCACAUUGGUGGCAAUGUUUCAGAACUGAUUUUUCCCCCCAUCAAAUCCCUUUAGUCUUAUAGUUUUUCAUCCCCAUACUAUAACUAUUGUGUUUUUAUCCCAUGGGGUUAUAUCUCUGUGGCAAAACCACUAUAUGAAAUUAUAAAGAGGGUUUUGAUCUUGAACAGUGGGCAACCCUAAUUCACUUAUUCUGUAUUAAAUCCUUGCACUGGUUGAACAGGUUGGUUGGAUACCACCCUUAGUCCGUACUGGGGCAGAAAGUUUGCUAAACUGGUCCCAGCUUGUUUAGGGCCUAAUAUGUCAGCAGCAAAUCUUUGAACUUGGCUCGGAAGCUAUUAGGCAGUCAGUAUGGAUCUUAAUGCGGGACGCGGGAGGCGCUGUGGGUUAAACCACAGAGCCUAGGACUUGCCGAUCCAAAGGUCGGCGGUUCAAAUCCCCGCGACGGGGUGAGCUCCCGUUGCUCAGUCCCUGCUCCUGCCAACCUAGCAGUUUGAAAGCAUGUCAAAGUGCAAGUAGAUAAAUAGGUACCGCUCCGGCGGGAAGGUAAACGGCGUUUCCGUGCACUGCUCUGGUUUGCCAGAAGCGGCUUAGUCAUGCUGGCCACAUGACCCAGAAGCUUUACGCCGGCUCCCUUGGCCAAUAAAGUGAGAUGAGCGCCACAACUCCAGAGUCCAGACUGGACCGAAUGGUCAAGGGUCCCUUUACCUUUACCUUUUAUGGAUCUUAAUAUGAUUUUGGAACUAUGGUUAACACAGUAACCUCGGUUAGCAUGAGCCAUGGUUAAGGCAAGGUAUCUAUGCUGGCAUGAGGGCAGUUUGUGACAAAGCUACUAGCCUUGGUCAACUAUGGUUAAGACUCAGGCCAUAUUAUUUAUGGGUUAAGUUGAGAAAUGCUAUGAAAAAAUCAUUAAAUUAAUGGUUUUCCUUUAUUUUCAUUAUGUUUUGGUUUACUGAGUGGGGUGGGCUAUAAAUCUGAGGGUGUAUCCCAGGUUGUCUACACCAGUCCUAAGAUGAUCCAGAGGUGGGUGGAGAAAACUAGUUUUCACCAGGAUUCUCUCUCUAUACAGUGGUACCUCUGGAUACGAACGGGAUCCGUUCCGGAGCCCCGUUCGCAUCCUGAAGCAAACGCAACCCGUGUCUGCGCAUGUGCGGGUCGCGAUUCGCUGCUUCUGCGCAUGCGCGUGAUGUCAUGUUGACCAUCUGCUCGAGCAGCGAAACCUGGAAGUAACGCGUUCCGUUACUUCCGGGUCGCCGCGGAGUGCAACCCGAAAGCGCUCAACCUGAAGCAACUUCAACCCCCGAGGUAUGACUGUAUUCACUUCAAGACCCUAAGUAAGCUGUUCAAUUUUUAAAGUGGUCAAACUUUUACGAGUGUGAAUGAUUGGCUGCUGAGACUGGCUGUUAACUCUGAAAUUGUCUUCCAAACAACAAAUUUAGAGAAAAUGUCACCAUUCUACAAGUAUACACAGAAGUUCUAAACUUCCAUCAGCACAAAAGAGAGAAGGUAGAUGUUGCGAGUGGCUAAACCUCCUCUCACUUCUUUUCCUUUCCGCAACAUGCUAUCCCAAGAGUUUCUGUUGCUUUUGCUAAUUAUACAAUAGAAAUACUUCCUUGGAAAUCCCACUCUGAAAGAAGUGAACAUCCAAGUUUAAAAGCUCAACUAAGAUUUGUAUUUGUCUAAAAUUGCUCUCGAGUGAUCGCUGUAAAAUGGAGAAAUAAUUUGAGUUCUUUAACAGCACCAUCAACUUAAAUGUGAUUUCCAUUUUAAAAAAUUGAUCUGUGCUCGGACAGUAGACCUAUGUCUCAGCAACGCACCAACUAUAAUGUGUGCAGACUGUCCAAGCAGGAAAUACUCAAAAUUUGAAGGUAUCGUAUGCUUGAGAAUUGCCAUGGGCAGUCUUGAAACUUCAGAGGCGAUCCGUUUUGAAAAUGUAGCCUAUUUCUUGAAAAACCUUGAUUUUGUGUCUGCGUGCCUGUGCUUGACACUUAAUUGCUAAAUGGCAAAUGAUUAUUUUAUUUGAUUACCAGUGCUUAUUUUUAAUAGCUGAGUGGCAUCGCUGAACUUUAUUGAAAUGCAGACCGUGCUAAUGUCUAUUCUUGGAAGGCGAUCGCCUUGCUCUUUCAUAGAUGCAACUUCCUUAAGAUUGUUUGUUUGUUUCCAGGUGAAAGAAAUUGAGGAGUCUAUAGAAGAGAUGUUAAUAAGACUGGAUGAGUUCUGUGGCAUGACUGAUCUGGUAUGUACUUAGCUCCACCUCUGUAGACCUUGAACACUGUAACUGUUGUCUCUGUUUGGCUCCUGUGGAGGCCAUCUUGUGAGUGUUUCAGAAGCCAUGCAGGCAGCUCAGGCAAGGCAGCAGGCAGCUGUGGUGACGGGAGGGAGGGAACACGCUCUCUCUCUCUCCCUCUCUUCCCGAGGCAGCCAUCUUGAUUACAACCUUCCCUGAAAUGGUUUUUUAUUACAGCGAUGGUUUAGCCACAAGGUGGCACUCUGGCGCACUAAUAUUUAAGGGCCUAGACUAGUGCUCUCCGCUUGUAAAUUUAAUGUGCUCCUUACAACACACACACGCACAUCGAGGAACCUAGAUCAUCCCCAUGCCUUUCUGGCUUUUGUUGUUAAAGCACUCUGACAGGUUCAUCUCCACACACACACACACACCCAUUCUGUAUGUUCCCUCUUCUAGAUUUCCAGAGAGGUUAAAGUCUGGUGGCAUUCAGUACAACAGGUACCCAAAGGUCAUUUUGGGAAAAGUUGCUUGUUAGCACUGCUGCCCUUAUUAUUUGGUGGGGUCGCAAAGCGCAUUUCUCAGGAGGUUCCAUGCUGACCUGUCACGAUGAUUGGCGUCCCCCCAGUUGAUGGUUUAAGACUUGGGGUGGGGUGGCUGAAUAAUAGCUUUGAUAAUAAUGCAGUCAUCUGGUUGCCACAAGGUGCAAACUCAUUUGAGACAACAAAAUAGUGAUAAGCUGCAAUUGAUAAGAAUGCUAUCAGCAUCUUUCCUCACCACUGCUGUAUAUGCAGUGCGGUUGGAAAUGCUUAGGAGAAGUGGAAUUGCUGUAUGUUGUCACAGCAGCCCAACUUGGCCCCUUUUUUAGUAGGAAUUAGUUAGGAAAGUGCAAAUGAAGAAAUGUCUCAAACCCACCCAAAGCAGAAAUGCUGCAGCAGAUCUUCCCAAGAAAGACAUCAAAUAUGUUUGUAACAUAAUUAGUACAGUGGUACCUCCGGUUACAAACACUUUGGGUUACAGACUCCGCUAACCUGGAAGUAGUACCUUGGGUUAAGAACUUUACCUCAGGAUGAGAACAGAAAUCGCGUGGCGACCUGGCAGCAGCGGGAGGCCUCAUUAGCUAAAGUGGUACCUCAGGUUAAGAACGGACUUCCAGAAUGAAUUAAGUAUGUAACCAGAGGUACCACUGUAUGCUGAAACAGUAAGUUAGCUUUCUGUUUAACUAUUGAUACAGUGGUACCUCGGGUUACACACACUUCAGGUUACAUACGCUUCAGGUUACAGACUCCGCUAACCCAGAAAUAGUGCUUCAGGUUAAGAACUUUGCUUCAGGAUGAGAACAGAAAUUGCGCGGCAGUGGGAGGCCCCAUUAGCUAAAGUGGUGCUUCAGGUUAGGAACAGUUUCAGGUUAAGAACGGACCUCCGGAACGAAUUAAGUACUUAACCCGAGGUACCACUGAAUCUGGCUUCUGCCACCUCUAAAUUCCCUGUGACAGCUGCAGCUCACAAAAUCCUUAUUUCCCACUUACCUGGAAGUAAGCCUCACUGAAUUGAAUGGAAGACACUUUUGAGUAAUCAUGGAUAGGGUUGUGAUACUAGUCUAAAUGUUUACAUAAGUUGGAAAACAGUUGUGUGAUUUGAAGAAUCAAAACAACUCUCCAUAGGUGAGUAAGUUAAAAUCCUACUUCUUUUUAAAUCUGAUUUUUGGUUUCCAGUGCAGUUUUGCCAUUGUUUUCAACACUAUCACAUGCAGACAGCAUUUUUCCACUGCCAUCAUUUCAAAAUUUUGCUUAACAGUAACAAGCAAAACUGUGGGUAAAAACUGUGGUAACUGUGGGUAAAAGCCUCAGCGCCUAGGGCUUGCCGAUUGAAAGGUCGGCGGUUCGAAUCCCCGCGGCGGGGUGCGCUCCCGUUGCUCGGUCCCAGCGCCUGCCAACCUAGCAGUUUGAAAGCACCCCUGGGUGCAAGUAGAUAAAUAGGGACCGCUUACUGGCGGGAAGGUAGACGGCAUUUCCGUGUGCUACGCUGGCUCGCUAGAUGCGGCUUUGUCACGCUGGCCACGUGACCCGGAAGUGUCUCCGGACAGCGCUGGCCCCCGGCCUCUUUAGUAAGAUGGGCGCACAACCCUAGAGUCUGGCAAGACUGGCCCGUACGGGCAGGGGUACCUUUACCUUUACCUUAACAAGCAAAAACAGUAGAAGGCAACACUGACUAUUGCAGCAGGAGAAAAUUACAGUGGAGGUUAAAAGCCUGGGAAUCUAAACAACAUCUGCAUUCUUGCCAGGCAAACCUCCAUAGGGAGAGGGCUCUGCAAGCAACUUGUCACAACUAAAAGGGCCCUCUCCCAUUUGCUUCAAAUGGUGGCGGCAGCACCCAGAGGAAGGCCUUUGGGGAAGAUUUUAGUGUACAGGCUGGUUGAUGUAGGUGAAAGCAUUAUCCAUGUCCCAAGCCAUGUAGGGCUGCCUUUAAAGGUACGUACCAGUGCUUGGAAUUGCGCAAACCACUAUUUUUGGGACUUUAAAGUUAUGUUGCUCAUAACAGCUGGAACAGGGGCAAUGUUGCUUACUCCCCCGUUACUGAUUUAAUAUUUCAAUGAAUGCUGAAAAUUGAUUCAACUCUGCAAGUGGCCAAAGGUUUAUUCUGAUCAAUCUUAUUAUAGUGCUUUAGGUUUCAAGCUUGGAACUGUUCAAACAAAAUGGUUAAAGUUUGUGGCUCUGUAAUAUUUUUGCAAGUUUCAGGGCCACUGAAGGAAUAGCCACUUCUUUUUUCAUUUUCCCUAUAGGGAAAGUUUAAUUGAAACUUUUGCCUGUACUGAGUUUUGAGGUACACUUCAUUUUAUUGGCAUUUCAGCUAUUUAAAACUUUCAAAAAUCACUUAAGUUGGUUCAAUAAACUGAGUGCUCCCUCGAGACACCCCCCCCAAAUCCCUUUCUUCAAUGGGGGUGUUUGCUUGCUUCAUCUUUGCUCUACCCAUGAAAACAUUUUUAGAGAAUCUGAAGUAUGAAUAAUUAGGCUGUAUACAAAUUAUUGACCUGAUCUGGCAGCAUCAAAGCAUUAUGCUUAGUCUGCUGAAUUUGUGCUUGGCAGUGCUAAAUACCUGUAGUGGCAGCUUCCUUUCAGCAGUGUAUGAAAUAGUAUCCAAUAAAAUUUCAUGUCAUCUUUCAGAUUCAUUCCAAUUUUUGCACAUAAAAACAAACCAAGGAAUUUAUAGUCUUCUGUUUGUUGUCAUGAAGAAAUGGAUGCAUCGUUUUAAUUAGUGAGUCAAUAAAACAUUCUACAUUAAUUUGUUUCACUGCUUUCGGUAUCCUGCUUCUCUGGGUAUGUUUAGUUGUUACAGUUAUUGGGCUCAAUGAUUCUUUAUAUAUUUGCAUAAAUUUGUUGGUUCCUAUGAUUUAUGAGAAUCCUAACUUCAAACAAUCUUUGGGCAAAGAUGUGGCUGAACUGAGAGCGCUGUUUAUAUAAAUAUAUAAAAUGAGAUCCAUCACAUUAGACAUGUAUGACAUCAGAUUUUCUUUACACGGCCAUACAUUUUUAUCAAAUUCAUGUAUCUGUAGAUGUGAGAGCCUUGAUCAGCAGGGUGUGUGAAACAGAACUAAUCAGCAAAGUCUCAUGUUUUGAGGGUUUUAAAAAACAGCCUACUGAUGUAAUGAUUUCUAGCCCAGGGAAGCUAGAUUUGCUGAACGUAGUAAACCUGGUGAGACUUAUUUCAUUUAAUCUACGAAGCAGAAGGAUUUAGAUAUAGAAUGGCACACUAGAUUGUUUUAUACCUAAGCCCAUCUGGUCAUCCAUCAGUCAUGUUUUGGGAUCUCUACAUCUUCGCUUUCGUUUUUUUUGGUUCCCUCCUGAUGGUUCGGCAUAGGGUUCGCCAACUGGGAUCUGUAGACCAAAACGUCAGGAGGCCGCUGGAUCUGUGAAGGCUCUUUUAGUGUUACAUGUGAGCCAGUCUUGUGUUUUUGAAGUUGACUUGUUUCCACCAACCGUAAUUAAGACUACAGUAGUACCUCUGGUUACGAACUUAAUUCGUUCAGGAGGUCCGUUCUUAAACUAAAACCGUUCUUAACAUGAGGCGCUGCUGCUGCAUCUCUGGCACACGACUUCCGCUCGCAUCCCGGGGCAAAGUUCGCAACUAGGGACAUCUACUUCCGGGUUAGCGGAGCUCGUUACCCGAAGCAUUUGUAAGGAGGACGGUACGUAACCCGAGGUUCCACUGUACUACAGUUUGCCUGAGUGUGAAUGUCACAGCAAACUGGUUGGUCUAAAACAGAAGUGAAAAUGUCCAGAGUAACUGUUGCAGCCAUGCUGGCUGGGAAGGGCAGUGUGUGCAAGCUUGAGGCUCACUGCGAGAAAUAUGUAGACACAAAAGAGGAAAGGGAAAAUAGAACCGUCAUUCUGUCUCAACACAGGCAGACACAUGCACCAGCACACACAAAGACUUUACUGCCUUCUCUCAUCCUGUGUCAGAUCAGUGGGACAAAAAUAAUGUGGGCAAGAAGAAACAAAAAUAUGUUUUUCUAAAAGUAUUUUGAAGUGACAGAUCACCUCCUUUUUAUAAAAAAAAUCAAAGGCAUUCUCCCUCAUGUAGUAGUGGCAACUUCUUCAUACUGGUUGUUUCCCUGAUAAACACAGAACCCUCUGCUCUCUUCUCACCCACCCACCCAAUACCAAUUGGGAUAGUUAGGAGGACCUACCUUGCUCAGUUUGUUUUGGUUACUCCCAGGGAAAAGGGAUUAUGUUAUUUUUCAAGAACCUGCCAUGGGGGAAGGGAGGAGAGGAGAGAAGAAAAGAUCCCAUCAGAGUUCACAACACUCUCUCUUUAUCUAAGAGGGGAGGAUGGAAUGGAAUUUCUUUUUUAGCAAAGGGGGUGCAAGGUGAGGAGUAAAUAAGGGCUUGCUGCAUAUUUCUAUGUUGGUUUCUUUGUUGGUAUGGUUCUUAAUUCAACCUGCUAAUCUCUGGCAAAAAGGUGUUCUAUUUCUUGAGGAACAGAUUUCUGCAUUGCAGGGCGUUGUACUAGAUGAUCCUCGUGGUUCCUUCCAACAGUAUAAUUCUAUCAUUCUUUGAUUCUUAUAUAUUUCUACAUCUGGAGGAAGAUGCCUGUUUUGACCUUAUAGGGCUUACCUGUAGUGUUCUUCUGUAGAUUAAUAUCUCCUUGUUUUGUCUACAUUUCAAACUUCAUUUCUUUUCAAUGUACUUACGUUGGCUUUGCAAAAGGCCUUUUGAGGUUGCUUCUUUCAACAUUAACAAGCAACCUUCGCUUGCUUAUCUUUGGUAAAUUAAGGGUCAGUUUCUAACCUCUGCUCCGUUUCCUUGUCCUUGAACCAAUGAUUUUUAAAUAUUUCCAGAGAGUUAGCCAUGCUUGUUUGCUGCUGCAAAAACAACAGAGUUCUGAAGCACCUCAAAUACUAACAUUUUUAUUAUAGCAUAAGAUUUCAUGGAUUAGAGUUUAUGCCGGGGUCAGCAAACUUUUUCAGCAGGGGGCCAGUCCGCUGUCCCUCAGAACUUGUGGGGGGCUGGACUAUAUAUUUUUUUGGCGGCGGGGGAGGGGGGAAUGAGCUAAUUCCUAUGCCCCACAAAUAACCCAGAGAUGCAUUUUAAAUAAAAGCACACAUUCUACUCAUGUAAAAACACCAGCCAGGCCCCACAAAUAACCCAGAGAUGCAUUUUAAAUAAAAGGGCACAGUCUACUCAUGUAAAAACACGCUGAUUCCUGGACUGUCUGUGGGCCGGAUUUAGAAGGUGAUUGGGCCGGAUCCGGCCCCUGGGCCUUAGUUUGCCUAUCCAUGGUUUAUGCCAUCAUAACUUUGUUUAGUCCGUGAAGUGCUCUGUUGCUUUUGUAAAUGUUUGGACAACAAAGACCUGGUUCAAAGGGAUGUCAAAUGGUGAUGAUACCACCUUUGUCUGCUUCAUCUUUUGUUGGUGUAAAGCAGGGUGGGAAAUGGGAGGCCCUCCAGAUGUUGCAUAACUACAACGCCCACUGUCCCUGACCAUUGGCCAUGCUAGGUGGAAUGGAUGGUAGCUGGAGUCUGACAACAUCUGUAGCGCUUCAGGUUCCGCAGUGCUAUAGUAAAGAAUAUGUUAUCUUAACAUUAUUCAGAGUCUUCACUGGAUAGCUUUGAAGGCAACUAAUUGUCAGUUAGAGAAUGCCCAAUGGUCACUUGAUACGCAUGGCAUUCAUUCUCCUACAAGGGUGAACGGAAAGCCAAAUAGCUAUAUUGUUGUUUGAAAACAUGUGUUUUUUUGUUGCAAAUGCAUGUGCCCAGAUUCAAAAGCAAAGGUAGGGAAACAGUGGUCCUCUCAACGUUGUUGUACUCCCAUCAGGUAACAGGAGAUGUAGUGCAGCAACAUCUGGAAAAUAUUUUCGUGGUUCUCAAUUCAUAAUGGAGCACUUGAUACUGUAGCAUCAUUGAGGAUAUGUAGGUGUGGACUGAACGGGAGUCCAUCAGGAGAUUUAUACGUAUAAGCUAACUUUCUUAAGGAAAGUGCACAGUACUGAUAUAAUAAAUAAAACACAGUAACAGUACUUCAGUUUCUAAAUAGUGAGUGAAAUAUGUCUGGUAUUUAUUGUUAGUGCUUUCUGAUACAGAUUUUUUUCCCUUUGUCUAUACAGAUUAGAAGCAAUACAUCCCAACUCUUGGACGAGGCAAUUCCAUUAAUUAAAGCCAAGGUGAUAGAAAUGAACAGCAUCUAUACCAAAGUGGAUAAGCUAGAGGUUUGUUAUCACAUCAAGUAAUUGUCCCGAAGAUUAUGCAUGUGAAAGUUCUUUUCUGCGUUUGUGUUGAAGAUUUAAAAGUGAGCCUAGAAAUCUGGUGCACAUGCCUAGAAACAUGAAAACAUUAUUCAGCUCUCUGCAGGACUGACACGAUGAAGCUUUUAAUUCUUGUUGCAUGUUUUUUGAACGCUGUGAAGAGGUCAGUGAAGCAUCAAACUAAAGCCUAGAACAUGCAGAGUUGCAGUAAUAUAAUGCUUUUGUCAGCCUCCCUCCCCCAAAAAACAAACAAACCAGGUAAUAAAAACUCAGGUAAAUACAAUCUGCAGUCUUUGAAAUCUUCAUAGCUAUUGGCUACAAGAACUCUGGGUUCAGUAGAUUGAAAUGAGACCUCUUAGGCCAUUGAUUCAUCCAUGGGACAUUUAUAAAUAUUCUAACUACUCAGAAGUGUUAGAAUUUACAUACGGGGCCCAAGGGCACUUUGAGGAGCGUACAGUUCAUUUGUGCUACCUGAUGCCUUCUCUGCUGAACCAAUCCUGAAGUCAACUGAUAGACUGAAAAUGUGAAUGUUCUAUGUAUGUGAUACAGUGGUACCUCGGGUUACAUACACUUCAGGUUACAGACUCCACUAACCCAGAAAUAGUACCUUGGGUUAAGAACUUUGCUUCAGGAUGGGGACAGUAAUCGUGCUCCGGCGGUGCGACAGCAGCAGGAGGCCCCAUUAGCUAAAGUGGUGCUUCAGGUUAAGAACAGUUUCAGGUUAAGAACGGACCUCCAGAACGAAUUAAGUACUUAACCCGAGGUACCACUGUAGUCGCGUGUGAAUGGUUUUGUUGAGAGAUGGGAAUGUGUGCUUAUAUGUAUUAUGAGGAUUGUGUGUGUGAAUAUAAAUGAAUACAGAUAAGGUAUUGCAUACACACAAACAUUCAUACAUCUUCUUUUACUCUAUUAGGUAGCAAAUCUGCCUGCUUCUCUCUUCCACAGUGCAUGUGUGUUGUUUAUGCCGGGUGUUUAUAUGAGGGAAGGUUGUGUGACUUAACAGAAUUAUGUUCUCUUUUUAACAAGCCACAUUCUUGUAAUGGCUGUGAGGAAGUCUGCUUCUGCAGCAAAACAUGUCACUAUACAUAUGGCAUUGUUUAAUAUCACUUUCAGUGACUCACAAGUCUUUGUGUUAUCAGGACUGUAAAUUCUUAAAUUUCAAACCCAACCUCUGUGUGCACUGAUGGAAAUUCUUCCUAGCACAAUUGCGUUUGGAAAGUUAACAUUAUUGAUGUGUAUGAUAGUUGAAGGAACCUAUUUGUAUUUCUUAUUAUAUUCUAUUAGAUUUGCAUAGUUAAUUAAAGCAUUUGAAAGUGCCCAUGCAAAAGUCUACAUCUGUAAGCAAUCCACUCAUAGGUGGCAAGUGUAGUCAGAUCUUCAGUCCUUUUAAUAAAUGGAUCUGCACAUUUAUCUUUCUAGUGCAGCAAUACCAGUCUUUUGGCCAUAGUAAGGGCACAGGGAAUUCAUUGAUGAAUUCAUUAAUUGCUCAGCCCGGACACUGAGGUCCUCUUCCAAGGGUCUUCUGCUGGUUCCCUCACUGUGAGAAGCGAAGUUACUUGGAGCCAGACAGAGGGCCUUCUUGGUAGUGGCACCCUCACUGUGAAAUGUCCUCCCAUUUGAUGUCAAGGAGAAUCAGGAGGUUUUUAAUGCUUGAUGUUUUUAUGAUGCUUUUAGAUAUGCUUUAAGGUAUUAUUAUUAAUAUUAAUGUCCAGUUGUCAAAUUCCAUAUAGUAGGUAUGUAGUUCAAAAGAAUAUUAUCCUCUGAACAUUUUAGCUUUUUUCAUACACUCCUGUUUACAUAAUCCACUACUUUCUCCCAAAACCUAGUAAGUAUAGGACAUUGUAAAAACAUGUAUUUCAAAGAAGCACUAUCCUUAUUACAUCUCCAAGAAAAUGCUGUUUUCGACAAUCCUUUUCUGUACAGAUGUAGUGGAGGCCAAUAAAUUCUAAGUAUUAUUUUCUGUUGUAUACAUAGUAAUUUUGCUUGGACUAGGAGGAGAAUUGGUACAGCCCUCUUCAUUUCACAUGUCGUGCAUUGAUUUAGCAUGACCGUUGCUCACAAAAAACUACUCUGAGUUAUUGGAGGAAGCAGGGACCCUGGAGAGAUGUUCUUAAAGCUGGGAUAUAAAACUGGGGCAGCACUAAAACCAAGUUAAAAAAAGAGACUGUUUAGCUUUAUUUCUGUUUAGGGAAGCUUUUAAUGUUUAACAGACCAUUGUAUUUUAAUAUUUUGUUGGAAGCCGCCCAGAGUGGCUGGUGAAACCCAGCCAGAUGGGCGGGGUAUAAAUAAAUAAAUUUAUUAUUAUUAUUAUUAUUAUUAUUAUUAUUAUUAUUAUUAUUCUCUUCCGGCAUGUCUAGGCAUUUGUGAAAAUGGCAGGACACCAUGUCUCUUUCCUAGAAGAACAAGUCCUCAAGGCAGAGAAGGCUCAUGCCAUCUUUCCCUACACUGUGCAGAAGCUGUUUGGCUCAGUAGCUACACCUUCAUUUAAAAAAGUAAGUGUCAAAGUUCUGUGAUGCGUUGGAGGAGGGGGGGAUGCCUGUUGAAAUAACCUCCUUACAGUUAUCCCAUUCAUCUGGUGUUACUCUUUCUUUAUAUUUAUUUAUUUAGAGCAUUUUACCCCAAUCUUCAGCCAAAAAAGGGCUCCCAGAGUGGUUUGCAUACAGUGGAAUAAAACAAUGAAAUUAUUAACUGCUAACAGGGUGUUGUGGAAUAUUGCUAUGUGCUUCUUUCUUCCCUGGAAUUGAUGCUUUUUGGCAGUGGGUGGAGAAGCACUUUUAGAGACAUGGAGCCCUGUUUAGAAUUGCAAUUUGUGGCCUCAAAUGCACCACCCACUUACAUUUUAAGUGCCAACAAAAUGAUUAUUCGGUCCAUCAUACCACUGCUAGAAUUCAAGUCCACAGCAGUUUGUGAACCUGAGACAUUGGGAUACAACCUCUAUUUCGACCACAAAAGGAUGGCUCAUAUCACUUACCCAAGUAAUCUUGAGUUAUGUACCUUACACACCUCCAUUUCUUAAUCACCAAUUAGUCUCUUUCCAUGCCACGUUGUGUGCAGGCAUCGCAAAGGCAACCCAAGAAACUAUUAUCUAUCUAUUUACAAUUUUUUAUCUCACCUUUCAUCUAAAGAAAGCCCUUAUGAAGAUAAAACCUAAUAGAAAUGAAACAAAAUUUAUAAAUUUUAAUAAAUUCAUUAGAUCAGAAGAGCAGUAAAAAAAAAGAGAACUCCUAAAAGUACGGGAGAAUAGGACAGACUACUCCCUGGCUCCCAAAAGAGAGCAAUGAAGGCAUGUAGCAAGCAUGUAGAGUUUCAUAAAAGGCCAUCUCUCUAAUAGUCAUCUCCCUAAUUUCUGAAGAGAAGGGUCCCCAGAAGCUGACAUAAUUUGUCAAAUCAGGUUCAUGUGGCAGAAGAUGGUCUUUACGUACUGUGGUUCAAGCUGUUUAGCACUAUAAAUAUUGCAACCAUUUCUUUUACAGUGGUGCCUCGCAAGACGAAAAGAAUCCGUUCUGCGAGUCUCUUCGUCUUGCGGGUUUUUUCGUCUUGCGAAGCAAGCCCAUUAGAGGUUUAGCGGCUUAGCGCUACAGUAUUAGCGGCUUAGCCGGCUUAAAGAUCAGCUGAUAAGCGGCUUAACGAUCAGCUGAUAAGCGGCUUAAAGAUCAGCUGAUAAGCGGCUUAACGAUCAGCUAAUAAGCGGCUUAGCAUCAGCUGUUAAGCGGCUUAAAGAUCAGCUGAUAAGCGGUUUAGCAGCUUGGGAAAAAGGGGGGGGGAGGAAAAAAACCCCGCAGGAACUCGCAAGACAUUUUCGUCUUGCGAAGCAAGCGCAUAGGAAAUUCGUUUUGCGAAGCACCUCCAAAACGGAAAACCCUUUCGUCUAGCGGGUUUUCCGUCUUGCGAGGCAUUCGUCUUGCGGGGCACCACUGUACUUGAGUUCAGAAACAACACAGAAGCCAUUGACAAAUCUUUAACCAGUGGAGUAACGUUUUCGUAGCAGCCAGUGCUGGUUAAAAGGUUGGCUGCCAAAUUUGUUGACAGUACAAACACUUUUCAGAGAUAGCCGCAUGUAUAAUUCAUUGCAGCAGUCUAUCCUGGAUUUUGUUAGAGCACAGUAAGCUGUUGCCAGGUCAUCUCUGUGGUGAGAUGACUUCAUAUUCAGGUUGUUUGCAGGUGAAUGUGGUUUUGUUCUGUUCCUUGCUAAUGACUCAUUUUGCCGUGCUCUUAAAAGCUCUGCCAUCUUCUUUAAACAGAAUAGAAUUGUGGACAGAUCUCUUAUAGUUUAAAAUAUAAUGUAUUUCCUACAAAUUGGACGCAGGUGGCGCUGUGGGUAAAACCUCAGCGCCUAGAGCUUGCCGAUCGCAUGGUCGGCGGUUCGAAUCCCCGCAGCGGGGUGAGCUCCCAUCUUUCGGUCCCAGCUCCUGCCCACCUAGCAGUUCGAAAGCACCCCUAAGUGCAAGUAGAUAAAUAGGUACCGCUUUAUAGCGGGAAGGUAAACGGCAUUUCCGUGUGCUGCGCUGGUGCUGGCUCGACAGCUGCGGCUUAGUCACGCUGGCCACGUGACCCGGAAGUGUCUCCGGACAGCGCUGGCCCCCGGCCUCUUAAGUGAGAUGGGCGCACAACCCUAGAGUCGGACACGACUGGCCCGUAUGGGCAGGGGUACCUUUACCUUUAUUUCCUACAAAUACAUUUGAAAGAGUUGUAGUAAGGUGAACUUUUUGAGGGUUAUUUUCACCUUGAACUUUAAAGCAAUAUGUCUGCUUUACAAUCCUGUUUAAUUUUCUGAAGUAUAUACACAAAAUAUCAAAUGUGGUGACAGUGAUAAUAAUACAACAAAACAACAACACCACAAACUGGCUUAUAAGUAUAAACCAAAUUUACUAGAAUAAUAGCCAGAAUAGAGAUAGACCUACAACCAUUCAAACAACAAACAUACUAAGGUGCCAUGUGCAAGAUAAAGCCUGGAGAUACUGUAAACAUGGAGUGGAUAAAUGUACAACUCUUAUCUUAACAAGUUACAUGUACAGUAAACGUUAUACAGACAGAAUAAAUGAACCGUUCAACAAGUAGCGCAAGUCCAAUCACAGAAUGGCAACCCCAUGCCACCACAACGGCAAGGGUAGCACACUGGGGAAUAUGAAAACGUUUUUCAGAGCUGUUUUUCAAAGAUUGAACUGGAUGAGAUGUUCUUCAAUGGGUCUUGAGUUGGAAACACAAAGCCGUGUACAUGGAUCAAUCACGGGAAGGCAAAUCUGGUCCUAAUUGCACAAAUGGUACUGCCUACAUAUAACAGCCCACAAGCACAGGAGUAUAAAUUAAUAUUUCAAUUAGGAACCUUAUAUCCAAAGGGUUUGAAUACUGAAUUCGAUCUAGGAUGCUAUGUAUAAGUUAAUAUGUAUACUGUUGUUUGGUUGUAACAGAAAAGUGAUGCUGCACCUUUAACCAUGUAAUCAUGUGAUGAUUGAUUCUAUACACCUGUAUUGUAUUUAACUGCUUGUUAUGAGUCUGAACACUAGCUGUGCCUAUGAAUACCUCCUUUAUCCUGAGCAAACCAUUUUGUAAGAUUGGGUAAGGUACAGUAUGAGACUGAUAUUUUCUAAUUUUUAUGGUUUACCACACAUUGUAAUUGGAGUGCUAUUUUGUACCAUGCAGCUUUUCGGACUGAUGUAGCAUGUAGCGAAACCUGUAAUAUAUCCAGAGAACAGGUCUCCUUUUGCCCACUUGCCUUAUUCUCACCAGGGUGGUGGCUUUGAUUUGCCUUCCCCUGAUUCAUCCAUGUAUACGGCUUGUGGCGGCACGGGGUUGCCGUUCCGUGAUUGGACUUAGGCUGCUUGUUGAACGGUUCAUUAAUUCAGUCUAUAAUGUUUAUUGUACACGUAACUUGUUAAGAUAAGAGUUGUACAUUUAUCCCCUCCAUGUUUACAGUAUCUCCAGGCUUUGUCUUGCACAUGACACCUUAGUAUGUUUGUUGUUUGAAUGGUUAUAAGUCUAUUCUAGCUAUUAUUCUAGUAAAUUUGGUUUAUACAGUACUUAUAAACUGUAAGUUUGAUGUAUCACAGUAUUUUAAUAUUUUUUUGGAAGCCGCCCAGAGUGGCUGGGGAAGCCCAGCCAGAUGGGUGGGGUAUAAAUAAAUUAUUAUUAUUAUUAUUAUUAUUAUUAGCCAGUUUGUGGUGGUGUUUUGUUGUAUAAUUUUCUGAAGUGCCAACACAGAGGUCAGUUAAUGCAAAAUCAUUGCUACUGCAGUGAUACUUAAAAUGGGCUUCUAGUUGAAGUUACGUUGCUCACGGCACAUUCAUACAGCUGCAUAACAUGUUUUCGGUACAGCACCCAACUCUGGAAAUGCAGAAAGAAUGCCAUUUUUGCAUACUAGGCUAAGAGUUUUGCUUACAUAGGGCUGCCAUGCAAAUGGAAAAUCUAUAUUAGCUAAAAUGUACUUUCAAGUUAAAAAACCUUCUGCAUUUCCCUCCACGUUAGCAACAUUCACACAGUAGUAGGAGAGAAUCUCAGAGUUUAUUGUCACACAUGAAAAGAACCUUUGAACUGGUUAGCAGAAAAUUUAGUAUUUUCAGGUUUCUCAUCACAUAGUUACUGAGUAUUUGAAGGCAGUCAACAGAAUGUUUUAAUUGUCUCAGUUGAAAACUAUUGUUUAGUUUGAUCUCAGCAGUGGUUGGUGGGACAUGCCUGACUUCUCAGUGCUGAGCAUUGCUGCGGCUUGCUGAGAGGGAUAGUAGUGGAGAUCAGCUCGAUGUAGGUGUGGUGGCAGGAGCAUCAGAUUGGAUGAUAACACCUGAUCAAUGAAUGAUGAACUUUUAUGUGUGAACUUGUGCAAAGUUACCACUGCAUGAACCUCACCACGUUGACUUACGGUGUCUGUGUGAAACCCUAGCCUUAGGUUUACUGUCACUUGUAGGAUUAGAAGCAAGUCCAACAUUUAAAGGUUGCAUUUUUAUUUUAUCCUUCCGCUAAAGAAUUCAAAGCAGUGUGCAAUAUUUUCUGCUUUUUCUGUCAACAGAGAUAGAUUAGGUUUCUUGUUCACAAUAUCAUACUAGCUAAACCACAUUAGAGACAGAAAAGGUCAUCUGGGCUGUAACAGCUAGGUCAGAAAUCCUAGUUCAGUUGACUUUGAAAGUUAGUUUUAAAACUUACCUAGCUGUUGCAUUGAAUUGCAACUGAAUGAGUAAAAUGUUUUGUUGAAGCCAUUGGAACAUUUAAGGAACUAGAUUUGAGGUUGACUUUGGAGCAUCCAUACAUGUACAUGCAAAACAGUGUAAGACAGCACAACAGUUUAAUCUUUCUGAUUGCUCACAAAAGAAAAAUAUUUAUCCCAGUCCACCAGAGCACUAGAUGCAAUAGUAUUUUGCAACUGGCUCCACCUAUGUUGGAAAUUAUUGCUUUUGAUUUGCUUUUGAAUUAUUGCUAAAUGCAUUUGACAUUUAGAGGACGAUCACUCCCCCAUAUAUGUAGGACAUUGUUCCUUUCUAUUUGUGCAAUGUUUCCGCCCUUUUCUCUUCAUUAUUUCACUAGCUAAUCUUUUCAGUGAGAGAUCAACCAUGCAGGUAUGUAAUCAAAAUUCUAAUAUGGCUUUUACACUAUUUUGGAAGCUUAUUCAACAGCUGAAUAUAAAUGUUAAUAAAGUAGACAAAGCACUCAAUGAUAAUUUUUGUUUGUAUUCUGCUAAGUUUUGGUUUUCACACAUACAAUAAUUUGCAGUCUCAUCUCCUUAAAGCCCAUCCUCUUAAUUCUCCCAGGUUAAAUGGAAUGUUAUCUCACCUCCCAUUUUACCCACACAACAUCCCUGGGAGGUAGGCAAGACAGAAAAAUAGUGACUGGUCUGAAGACUUAUGGCUAAGAGUGGAUCAGAACCAGAGCUGUCCUUUUUCCAGCCCAAAGGUUGCAUUCCCUCAUGAGUGGAGAGCCCCCUACAAGCCCCAAGAACCAGAUAGAAGGACCUAGAUGGCCUCAUUUGGCCCCUGGCCUUCAGGUUCCCAACCUGUCCUAUAUGGUUGGACACUCUAAUACUACAAUAUACUGCAGAUAUUUGGUAGCACUAUGGCCAUGUUAAGUUGUUCAUAUUUUGGAGCCCUGUCCAUAAUACGUAGAUGCUUGUUAUCCAUAUUUCAGUUAAGGAAGAACUGUCUGUCUGAACAAAAUCCCAUGUGUCAUCAGUUUGAAAAAUAUCUUUGUGUUUUGGGAGGAAGGGCUUCUUAAGGCAGCACAUGAAGGUUUUUGAAUUACACAAACAUUGUAUGCCAAAAAAACCCCAACCUUAGUUUGAAGUUGUGCUUAGGCUAAUAAUAAAAAAACCACCACUUGCUUACACGUGGUUGCAUGUACUCCCAGUUUUGCCUUAGCUGAUGUAAUUAGACUGGCCAUAAUUUUCUAGAUUAAAAAGUGGCAGCCCUGUAGCUGGUUAAUGCAGGUAUGCAUCACCUGAGCCCAUGCCCCUUUUGCUGUCUCACUGCUGCUGUCACUGCACAUAUGACACUCUCAAAGAUCUGGCUACUUGCCAACAGAAGCUUGUUGAUGUCUCUUAUCGGGUCACUGGAAAACUGUCAGAGAAGCUGCCUCUGGUGUGCAUGAAAAACAGGAGGCUAACAGAAGCAAUCUUGAGCAAUGCUGGAAACCUUCAGGAAAGAGAAGUAAGGGUUAGGGGUCCUUGUGUGCAAUCUAUAGAGGAGCUUUUAACAACUUCUGCUGUUGAAUACAUAAAAGAUAUUUCUGAGUCAUCUUGAUCAUGGCUGACUCUCACUGAAAGCUGUAACUGGCAUGCUACUUCAGGUAACAUUUUAGGGUUGGAAUACCUCAUAUUUGUGUGGCCCUGCUCCUAGCUACCUUCCAGACCCAUAUCUCAGUUCCCAUGAUUCCCCCCCCCAACUUCUGCCCUGUUGCAGUUGUUCCUGUUCCAAGGAGGAAUCCAGCAGUAAGUUGCAGUUUCCUAGGAUAGCAAAUGGGAGACCUAAGUUUCCUUCUCUUCCUCUUCUCAGUUAAACUACUCUGGAGAGGUGGCAACUGGAGGUGCGUGGCUGGGAACUACAGACAGGUAGCCUCCUCUCCUGUAAAUAUUCAGAUUUUUCACUCACUUGGUGUUUCAUAGGCUCUGGUGUUCACUGAAAGGAAAUAAUCAGAAAAUGGAAGACAACAGUUACUUGCUCAGCAGGAAGAGUGAAUCUGUGGCUCUCCCGAUGUUAUUGAACUAUAACAUCCAUCACCCUGACCACUGACCUUGCUGACUUGAGGCUGAUAGGUGUUGGAAUCCAGCAACAUCUUGAGGGCCCGAGGUUCCCACUGCAACUUACUGAGUAGUUGGGCAGCCAGGACUGGCAAAUUAUCAUCAUGUAUUCUACAUGCCCCUUUGAAGAAGGGUAAGACUAUCUUUCUUGUAAAAGUAGUAGUGACUUGGCCUUCCUUUAAAAAAGCAAACCAGUUCCUUAAAAAAUAUGAUCUAGCCAGUUAUAGGCCUGUGUCCAGUCUUUAAAAAAGUUGUUUGAGCCGUUAGUAGUAGAGCGACUUCAGAUGUGUUUGAAAAUAAUUGAGGAAAGAUGCACUAUUUAGUCUGGUAUCAGACCUCAUUUUGGGGCAGAGAAUACAUAGGCUGCCCUGGUGAAUUAUCUGCUCCUGGAUAUCUACAGGAGGAAUACUUUUCUGCUGAUCUUCCUGGACCUCUCAGCAGCUUUUCAACAGAGGACCAUGCUAUUCUAAAGGGCGAGUUGUCCUUUCUGGUCUGGGUGUUGGGGGCUGGUGUCUGGUAGUUUUAUUGUCCAGUUAAACUGGAUAUUUGGAGACACAGAUUCAUAGAAUCAUAGAGUUGGAAGAGACCACAAGGGCCAUCGAGUCCAACCCCCUGCCAAGCAGGAAACACCAUCAGAGCACUCCUGACAUAUGGUUGUCAAGCCUCUGCUUAAAGACCUCCAAAGAAGGAGACUCCACCACACUCCUUGGCAGCAAAUUCCACUGUCAAACAGCUCUUACUGUCAGGAAGUUCUUCCUAAUGUUUAGGUGGAAUCUUCUUUCUUGUAGUUUGGAUCCAUUGCUCCGUGUCCGCUUCUCUGGAGCAGCAGAAAACAACCUUUCUCCCUCCUCUAUGUGACAUCCUUUUAUAUAUUUAAACAUGGCUAUCAUAUCACCCCUUAACCUCCUCUUCUCCAGGCUAAACAUGCCCAGCUCCCUUAGCCGUUCCUCAUAAGGCAUCGUUUCCAGGCCUUUGACCAUUUUGGUUGCCCUCCUCUGGACACGUUCCAGUUUGUCAGUGUCCGUCUUGAACUGUGGUGCCCAGUGGAACUUGGUGCGUGGUGUUCCACAAGGUUUAGUUCUUUCACCAGUGCUUUUAAAUGUGUAAGUUAAACUCCUGGGAGAGAUGUUCCUGAGAUUUGCCGUUGGCUGUCAUCAAUAUGCUGAUUAGUCUCUAUUACAUAUCUGGAGCCUUUUCUGUCCUUCACCAGUGUGUUUUAAAGCUGGUCAGAAGGAUUAAGUAGAACAGACUGAAAUAAAAUCUAGACAAGUCAGAGAGGAUGCUUGUGGAAAUUAUUGUGCCCUGCGGGUGAGAGUAGAGCUUAAAUAAGCCAGAAAUUGAUGGACUGGUUGUUACCCAUUGGUGCAGGUCUGCAGCUUUGGGAUCAUCUACAUCAGAAAAUAGAAUGUAGACUUUUGUUCCAUAUGUGUUAGAACAGACGUGUGUUCAGUGCUUUACAUCAAGUUUCAUUUCUUCUUGAAGCCUUUUUGUAGUUUUCUGGAGUGAGGCUUUUUUCCCCUCCAUGUGUUACGGAAUAGCAGCUAGUUGCAGCUAAACUCUCUAUGUGUGCUGUAUUCUGGCCUUAAAGAGCCUUGAGGCAAUAUGCACAACUGCAUAUUGCAAUACUUUUCUAGCAUUCUUUCUCUGUUUAUGAAGAGCAGCACAUCAGCAUUGUAUACUGUUGUCUCUGCUCCCCCCCCCCCUACUUUUAGCAUUCUUCAGGAACUCUGGACCGGAAGUUGCCCUGGCUUCACUAAAUAUUGGAGAGAGAAUCCACUUGUAUUGGCUGAAGGGGGUGGUGCAGAAGUGUGCAUGUCUUGCUCCAGCGUUCACAUUUUUUAAAUGCUCAAAAACUUCAAUACAGAUUCAGCCAUCUGAUAUGCUGUUUAUCCAUCUGAUGUGCAAUGCAUGGACUUUGCUUUGUCUUUUUGGCAAGGGCAUUAUCCUGCAUAACUAAACACUUUAAAAAACCCACAGAUAGCUCUGUUGCUUUUGAGAUCACGCUGGCUGACAGAAGGACAUCAUUUUUACUCAGGAGAACUAGAGAGAACUGAUUAAAACUACAGCUACUAGACAGUUCUGAACCAAGAUCCUAUGAGACCACUGGCUGCCCAUCUCCAGAUGAUAAAAAUGCAUGUUUUCAGCUGCCAAAGACUGAACCAUAAUGAAAUCACUAGAAAGGAAUGUUACGAUCAGAUUUCAAAGAUCCUAUUUUGGUGCAAUACCAGCCGAGCUGCCUCUAGGGAUCGGGGAGAAACUGGAUUCAGUAUGCAUUUAAGAUUAAUUUACCUAAUUUGCAUUUACCAAAACACAGCCAUUCUUUGAAAUUUGCACUUCUAAUUUUGCAGCUUCUCCGAACCUUCUCUUGCCAAGUAAUGAGUACAAAAAUGCAUCUACAAAUUUCCAUAUUACUGAAAAUAACACAAAAAUGCAUUAUUUUAGGGGAAAUUGCUUUGCAAAAAUGCAUAUAUUGGGCAAAAUUGCAAGCAAAUGUAUAUAUCAGGAGAAAUUUGCACUAAAAUGUUGAUGAAUUUUUAUGAGGACUGUUAUUAAAAAUGCAGGGUGAUGCGGAAAUAUAGAGAAUUGAAUUUAAGAUUGAAAAAUUAACCAAAAAUGAUAGAUCCACCCACCCCUAGCUGCCACUAUGCUAUAAACCCCCAAAUAUAUUGCUACUUUUCUUUUCCAUUGGCCUAUUUGACCUAUUGUGGAAAGCAGAAGAAACUCUACUCAGUCUUGGAUUGGAUCACAUUUUUCUUUGGAAUAACUCACCAGAGUCAAAUUUGAGAACUUCUCCAUGUCAGUUUUGUGCUACAUCGGUACAACAUUGGCUUGUCCUUCUUCCCCAGUAUAAGGUAAUUUAGAUCUUCAAAUCCCUUAAAGGAAAGGAAAGAACUGAGGUGCACUUUGUGACCUAAUGUUCCAAUCCUCAUAACUUUUCUGUGGAUGGAGACUGUUAUGUGGGGAUGCACUGUACAUCAAGGCAGUCCAGUUUCUUUGGUGCUGAAUCUCUGCAAUAUGGUAUAAAACAAUGCAUGUGCUUUCUUUAUUUUGGACUCGCAGAUGUCCAUGGAGGCGCAGGUCAAUUCUGUGUCCAGGGCAGCUGUCUCCCAGCUCCAUCUGGUACUCAGGCUGAGACCCUACCUGCCCAUGGACUGUCUUGCCAGAGUGGUGCAUGCGCUGGUUAUCUCUCGCUAGGACUAUUGCAAUGCGCUCUACGUGGGGCUACCUUUGAAGGUGACUCGGAAACUACAACUAAUCCAGAAUGCGGCAGCUAGACUGGUGACUGGGAGUGGCCGCCAAGACCACAUAACACCGGUCCUGAAAGACCUACAUUGGCUCCCAGUACGUUUCCGGGUACAAUUCCAAGUGUUGGUGCUGACCUUUAAAGCCCUAAACUGCCUCGGCCCAGUAUACCUGAAGGAGCAUUUCCAACCUCAUCAUUCUGCCUGGACAUGUGAGAUCUAGCGCUGAGGGCCUUCUGGCGGUUCCCUCACUGCGAGAAGCAAAGUUACAGGGAACCAGGCAGAGGGCCUUCUCAGUAGUGGCGUCCUCCCUGUGGAAUGCCCUCCCAGCAGAUGUCAAAGAAAUAAACAACUAUUGGACUUUUAGAAGACAUCUGAUGGCAGCCCUAUUUGGGGAAGCUUUUAAGACGGGAUGAAUCAUUGUAUUUUAAUAUUCUGCUGGAAGCCGCCCAGAGUAGCUGGGGAAACCCAGCCAGAUGGGCGGGGUAUAAAUAUUAUUAUUAUUAUUAUUAUUAUUACUACAAGAAUGUACAUUUGUUUCCUAAGUAAAUGGUUCAAAGUUAAUAUUUUUUAAAAAUAAAUGGUGUCAAGAGCAUUGCAGCUAUUGACAGUAGUCCAUAUGAAUUUGAUAUCAGGUCAGUAUAAUAAAACAUCAUAUUUUAUGUGAAUAUUGUAACUUUAUCUUAGCAUUUAUUGUGCCUCCCAGUAGAUUUGGUAGAACACAACCCUGCAUUCAUGUUUCUACCUGGGAGAGUGCCUUAUGAAUUGCACUGUCAGGCUUGCCCCGUGCUGCAUCGAUAUCUAUGAGCUACAACAGGGAAGCAUAACUCGUUCCAGAGGAAAGUGGUUGGGAGUCUCCUGCCUUUUCCUGUGUCCCUUUGUAGCUGCUCCUUCUGCUGGGACUGCAGCAUGACGGUGUUUUCUGCAGCACUAUUGACUUAAGUGUCUGCAUAUGUUCCAGCCGUGCACAGGCAAAUUUACAAAGGAAGGGCAUUACAUUCUUGAUCUGGGCCUGGUUGUGAAAUCACAUAAAUUGGGGAGCACCCCACUUAAUAGGGAGGCCAUGCGGGAAGGGGGGUGGGUGGGGAGAGAGAGAGUGAGAGACUCAUCCUGGAAAUUGCUCAGGGCUGCUGCACAGCUUGCCCGCCUGCCUGAGGGCAGGCUGUGAGUGCAGCAGCUGGCCAGGAUCGUGCAGAGGCAGGGAGCGCCACUGAUCAGUCGAAGGCCACCUUCCCUUGCUCAAACAGCAGUCCCGAGUAAGGGAAGGGCAAUUUAUUUAUUUAUUUCACAGCGUCCCACAUAAACGUGGUUGUGUGUGAGUGGAAUUCACAUAGGGGGCAGAGCUGUAGUUAAAUGUCUGGCAUUUGGUUGCAUGUUCCUGUCACAUGAAUGGAUUUGUUGCUGAUACAGGAGAAGCUAAUGUUCUACUACUGUACUUUAACUAGAACAACAGUAGCAAGGAUUGUCGUGUUCUGGCACUGAUUGCCCUCGAUGAAAUAAAUCAGCGCAGAGCCAACUAUGUUUACAUUAUCAUUAAAGAUAUUCCCUGCUACUUAGCUUCCCCACCCCUCCCUCACCCCGUUUGUCUGCUAGUCAUCAUUUUAUGCUCUGAGGCUAGAUCUCUAAUUCCGUUUUUCUUUCUCAGUUCCAAAUUAUAUACGGAUCUCAAGUCAGUCCCACCACCGCUAUUUUGGUUUGUUUUAUAGCCGGGGGGGGGGGGGAGGAGAGGUUUCUGUCAAUUCAAGAGGGAUUUCAAAUUAUGUAUGGGGAAAGGUGGGCUUUUUCUUCCCAUCGUUUCUUCUAGAAUUUGGGGCCAUCCAGUGAAACAAGGAAAAAAAUGUAGUUUUUAAAAUGGCACGUAAGUAAACCAUGGCAUUCACUGUGCAAGUUACAGUGGUGACCACUAGCUUUGAUGGCUUUGAAAGGGGAUAAGACACAUCAUAAUGCUUAUAUGCUACCUACAGGUUCAGAGGCAGUAUACGUAUGAGUUACUGGUUGCAAGGGUACAGCAGUAUCAGAGGCUGUUGUCCUGCUUGUGGUCCUAAGGCCUCUGGCAGGUUUCUGUGGGAGACAAGAUGCUAAACUCUAGUUCAGCCUUCCUUAAACUUGGCCCUCCAGAUGUUUUUGGCCUACAACUCCCAUGAUCCCUAGCUAGCAGGACCAGUGGUCAGGGAUGAUGGGAAUUGUAGUCUCAAAACUCCUGGAGGGCCAAGUUUGAGGAAGCCUGCUCUAGUUAGAUAUGGUCUGAUCUAGCAAGGGGGUUCCUAAUUUUCAAAAAUCUUCUGAAUAGACUUGUGGCAAAAGAGGGGAGAAGUUUGUGAAUUUAAUACGGUUUUAUUUUUCUUUAAAGAAAAGUUAACUAAGAAUCACUCAAUGGUGGGAUAGUGUUAUUUGGGGUGAGGGUGGGGUGUAACCACUUCUUAAAACGUGACUGCUUAAGCCUUUAUUUAAAAUGAAUUUACUUUUUAAUGCAAAAGACAGUUAAUCUGUGGAACUCAUUGGUACAAGAUGUUUUACCUGUGAAUGCUGUAACAGGAAAUGGUUAGACUUAAUAAAAAGUGAGCCUGCUAAGGAUCAUGCCAGUGGCAUUAUAGAUCAAGUUUCAUGACCCACCCAGCAGAACUAGCAAAAGCGUAUGAGAGACCUGUGAAUCACAUGAGUGCUCAAAGAGUUGUGUUAAUAACAAUAAAGAAUUACUUCUAGGAGUUUAUAGUAUGGUCUGGUAUGUUGUUGGAAUCGUAAUUUGUGGCUAAAUGAGCCAUAUUUUUGAGCCAUAAUGACACCCCUUAGGUGUCCAUUACUUUGUAUUUUCCAGUUUUGGCUGGAAACUUGCACCCAUAAUGAAAGCUAAUAUGUACGAAGAGGAACUCCAGAAACCUCCACCCCAGACACAUCUUAAAGUGAUACAUCUCCUGAAAAUCAUUUAAGUGAUUCAUUUGGAAAGGGCAGUGGCACAGCUUUUGCGUUUGUGGUGCACUAUAGUAAAUACUAAAAUUCCCUCCCAGAGUGUAUUGGAGCACAUCUGCAUGGAUUGUACAGCUCUGCUUCUAGCUAGGAUUUCACUUUAGCCCUGCCUCUCACAGUCUGGUCUGGGGAGUUGAUUGCUGCCUUCCUGUCUCGCCCUCCCCCAACUCAACUUCAUGCAUGCCUCUGGUUAGACCCCUCCUAUGCCAUUUCCUCAGUGCUGCGGCUGAGUGGUGUUACCACUUUAGGUUAGGUCAGAUUAGUCAUGUUUUUUUGGACACCUACCACUUUUUAGAAAGGUAUUUUAGCAACACUUCUCCAAUGCAGUCGCCGUCGCCUUGCUGGAAAUAGAACUCUGUUGCUUUUUUGAAAUGUUAGGCACUUCAUUUUUCAAAGUUUAGAACAAUUUCUGAAAGCGUGUAUAGCUAUGGGGGGGGGGGGACAUCCCACAUCUCAAAUUCUGGUUCACAAGACAGAUUGAUAAUGGCAAACUCAUAUAGUAAAUUUGCCGUUCUAUCUACGGAUGCUCAUGAUGUUUUCAAAUAUUUGUUCUUGUUUGUUUUUGAGAGAGAGUGAGAGAGAUUAGAGAGAAAAUUCAAGACACCAAUGACUGGAAAGCCUUUGAUGUAAUUUAAAUAUUGAUGGUUGUUUUCCAGCAUGUGAAUUCCAUCAGUAUAUUCUUUAGGAAAGAUUGCCUGUAAUGUUAGGUAAUGCCCUGGGAGGGCAUGGCGAUUUACAUUAAAUUUAACUUGGAACCUAACAUUUACACUUGGGCAAAGACAAACCCAGCCUAAUGUGUUACUAAAUCCUGUAAAUAGAUGUAUAAUUUACAAGUGAUGCCAUUCAGAAGAAGAACGGGAAGAGUGAUAGAAUGAGAAGGCUUUGUUGAGGGGUCUGUUUUUAAAGAUGUAGGGGAAACACACACCCCCCAUCUCCUUCCGAACUCUAAAAUACCAAGGGCAGCAAAGGGCAAAGAUGAUACAGCAGAAAGAAGCACAAAGGAAUUGCAGGACUGCAUUUCCAUCCCCUCAACUCAGUUUCAAGUAGCUUUUGGGACACUGCAAGAAAUACUUAAAUAAUUGGGAGAAAGUAACGUGGAGUAGGAACUUUGUAAAAGUUAAAGUGUAUAUGGGACACAUCAUAUUUACAAGUUUUACAUCCUGCUCCACAUUUGCCCUUGUGUUAUGUACUGAGUUGAAUAGGAUCCAAAAGGCAGCAGUCUGAUUGGUCCCAGAACAAUAGGAUUCAGAAUGCAGCAGUCUGAUUGGUCCUAGAACAAUAGGGUCCAGAAUGCAGCAGCCUGAUUGGUCCACAGGAGCCACCCAAUCCAGCUCCAGGUGGAAGUGAAUCCGCAACCUGAUUGUCCUACAGAAGAAUCCUGGAAUUAGCCAAUCACGUGGGGCCCAUUGUGUAAAUGAUGUAUAUAAAUCAGACAUUCUGGGGGAACUUCCAUUCCUCCUCACCACUAUGAGCUGAAUAAAGAGCAUGAAAUCCACUCUCGACUCCGAGUAUAUUUCACCUUGACUGCUGUUGGGUAGCUGUAACUUUUUUGAAAAUUUUGUGCUAACUGCAUGGAAGCUCAACUUUGCCAAUUUUCUGCUGCUCUCAUGAAACACUUGCAGUGUGGCUCUCAGUGCCAAAUGCAAGGAUCCUUUUGAAUUUUGAUUGUUAGGGAACAGGCCUGUUGAAUUCAAGUCCAGUGCUAUUAAUGGGACUACUUAAGUCUUUGGAUAUCACACAUAGACUGCAGCCUAUUUGAACCUUAUUGGAUCAGGGUGACUAAAUGUAAGUUUCCUUUAUUUCUUGGUGGUUGCUUCCAUUUGCACACAUCUAAUGUGUGCCUGCCUUGAAAUAGUCAUUUGGGCCUCAUUGAACUUGAUGGAUGUGCCUCUCUCUGCUGCUGCUACUACUAGUUUCACACACAACACAUCAAAUUAGAGCUGGGUUUAAGACCGAUAUAUUUAAGAUCUAGAGAUGUAAAGCACAGGAUAAUAACAAUUCUUUAGCACAGGGACUCUAACUAAAUUAAUUUUAGUGUUCUUCUUUUACAAGUUAAUUUACCAGCUCAUAACGGCAAUACCCCCAUGACCGCCUCUUCCCAUGUGAACCAAUCCAGACCCUGCGAUCACCAUCUGAGCCCUUCUUUAUGUGCCUCCUCCAUGAGAGGUCCAGAGGGUGGCAACACGAGAACGGGCCUUUUCUGCAUUGGCCUCUCCAUUUGUGAAAUGCUUUCUUAAGGGAGGCUUGCCUGGUACCUUCACUAUGCAUCUUUAGACGCCGGACAAAAAUAUUUCUCUUUAACCAGGCCCUUGGUUGAUUAAUAUUCUUUGGCCUUUUAAAUGUGUUUGUGGGAGGGGGGUUAUUUGCUUUUGUUUUAUUAUGUAUUUUGUGUUGUGCGGCUUGUUGGCAGGCUGGGUGGGGCUUGCUGCACCCCCACUUCUCCGAUGUAUCAGCUGUCCCUGUUUAGGAUUAUAAACAUCUGGAAUCUGUUACUACGAAGGGUGACUGAAGUAAUGGAAAAACUACUAAAUCGGUUUCCUCUUCUCUGCUUCCCCCUUUGGAUUUUGACAAAGAAGCAGGAAGGUAAAUAUGAAAGAGGGCAUGCUGAUUCAGAUUGCCCUGUUCUGCUUCUAAAAAGCUUAAUGUGGUAGUAAGAGCACAGAAAUACCAUUCUUGGACAGUUACACUUUGGCUGAUUUCUUUCCCUUCAUUCAUUUUGCUUACUAUCACUAUUUUACUCUAAUCCUCUUUCCCCUCCCUCUCACUCUCAAGCCGAGAAUAGCAAGCCUAUUCUGAAAGUCAUGCUGUUGUUGAUGAGACUUGGGAUGGAAUAAAGGUUCUGAUUAGCAAUUUAUAGCUGUCAUUCCAAAACGGUUUGCUGCCAUUAGAGAACUCCUAUGUAGUGCACCAUGAGAUUAAAUUAAACAAAGGCUCUGGUCAGCCCAAAAUAUCAACCUUGGAGUAGGGUGCAUGUUACACCUAUGCUUUGGCCUCAGAACAUUUCUAACACACCCUCACCGGGGGGUGGGGGUGGUAAUUCCCCCCCCCCCCAUUGCAGCAUUGUAAUUAGAGUAUGCAAUCACUCCCAAUACAGAGAUGCAGCAGGAUUACCGCUUUCAGAGGAGGCUGUCUGUGUUUGACCAUGUAGAAAUACAAGUGUGAAAAUUGCCUUACAUUGAGAGACCAAAGCUCAGUACAGUGGUACCUUGGAUCCCAAACGCCUUGCGAGUUGAACGUUUUGGCUCCCGAAUGCCACAAAACAGGAAGUGAGUGUUCCAGUUUGCGAACGUUCUUUGGAACCUGAACGGCUUACGCGGCUUACGACUGGCUGCAGGAGCUUCCUGCAGCCAAUCGGAAGCCACGCCUUGGUUUCUGAUCGUUUUGGAAGUCGAACGGACUUCCGGAAUGGAUUCCGUUCGACUUCCAAGGUACCACUGUAUCAUCUAUACUGGCUGACAGCACAUCACCACAAUUUUAGAGAGUUCUUUCCCAGCCCUUGAACCUUCUGUGCUUUAGCACUGAGCUAUUAUCUUUCCUUAAAGGAUGGGGGGCUCCUUUGAGGUGAGAAUUACUUAUUAGUUUGGAUCCCAGGAUAACUUAACUUCAGGAAGUUGACAGGAAAGGUUCCCAUGCUCCAUCUCACCAACCGCUAACCCUACAGACAGGUAUUUUGGGGGUCGUGAGUAGUUGCAGAGGGGAAGAGGAGACAGGAGAGUUUCUUUCUUUGGGUUUCCUUAAAUUAGCUUAUCUUAAGAUUUAAGCCAAUGGCUUCCAUUUUAAAUCAGAAAAAAGGUGGCAUGGCUUUUAUCUUUGAGGAACAUAUUGAUACGAGAAACUCACUUUGGGAGGCUAUUUCUUUAAAAUCUCACAUAACGAUAUUUGUUGCCUGUUGCUGGUGAAGAAUUGUGAAUUUAAUUUUGCUGGGGGUUUUAAUUAAAUUUUACAUAUUGUGAAUCACCUUUGGUGAGGGCAAAGUUUGUAUUUCUGUGUCCCAUGGUUUUCUAUGAAAAUGUUAUACUUUAGUCUGGCUAGUGGUGAACAAACGGCUAUGUAUUGAAUAAAAUCAUGUUUACAUGGCCAAGUUUUCCAUUCAGAAGAUUUCCAAUUUUUUUUAAAAACCCUUUAUCAGUUGUUUAAAGUAUUUUAAUAGUCAAUACCUUGUGAAAUUUAUGAACAAAGGUUAUGAAACUUAUCAUCUUCCUGGGAAGAAGGGUUCAUUUUCAAUCUGUUUUUUUUUCCCUUUCAAGACUUCUGUCUAACACCCUUGCCUUUCAUAAUGAUAAACAAGGAUACUUUGUUGAAUGAAGAAAUGAGAUUGCAAUGUACAGAAGAGAUGCAAGUGAGGAAUUAAAAAAACUAGAUGAGACAUGAGAACAUUCUCAAACUCAACAUACCUAACAGAGAUUUACUUGCUUUGGUUUUAACAUCCCAGAAUGUAAAUAUUUCUGCAGUCCUUUUGAACACCUACAAAAUGGCAGCAUGUUCCUCAAUUCAUAAUCAAAAACUGCUAUUACCCAAAUUCUAAAAACAGCAACACAUUCUUAUGGACCUGUUUGGUAGGGAAAAGCCCCAAGGAAACCAAUUUGUUGAUAAAGCUGCAUGUUAGUUUUGUGUUCUUCUCCAAAGGUCCGUUUCAUGUUUCCCUGUUGAAGGACUUUAUAUAAUAAGAUCAACCGACUCAUGCCACAUGGAAUACCUUGCGCAGUCUUAAAACCAGCGUUCUGCAAGGGGAGCAGGAAGAGUGUAACUCAUUAAGGCCUGGCUAAACCAAGGCUCACGCUUUCAAUAGCAACAGGCCAGUCUUCUGCUUAAAAAUGAAUAAAACCUAGGCCUCCGAUGGACGUUUUCAAAGGGCAACCGCUUUCAAGGAAAUAAUUAUUUCCGGUGAGCAGAAGCACUUAUGUAAGUCUCCAGCGGCCUGGCGAGAGGUGGGGUGUUCGCUGCUGCAUCUGCUUUUGGCUGGGUAGGAUUAUGGCCAUUUUCUGUAGGCUGCUAGCAGCUCUCUGGCUGUGAUGUAAUGGUGGUUGCAGCAAAGGUGCUGUUCUUCACUGUGGCCUAUAGGAGUCAUAACGUUUGGCCGAUCUCUCGCCUGCCUCCCAACACAAGGCAUUUUCGCUCCACUCUCAGCGCACCGCACCUCCCCCAACUCUCUCCACAGAGCUUUUCCCUGAGGCAAAUUUCUUGCUGUCUGGAGUAUCAAAUAUGCACAGGCACUGCCCCCCCCCCCUUCUCUCUCUCUCUCUCCCUCCAAAGGAUUUCCCAGUGUGGUGGUUGUAAGGCGCAAGCAAUACCUUGAAAAGCCACUCAAAACUUUGCUCAGGUUCCCUUUUUUUUCCUGUGGUGUGGGUUUGUCUGCUUUGCUUCAUUCAACUUUGUACAUCUAUACAAACAGUAGCUCCGCAUAAGCUAGAAGCACUCUCUUGCCAUUCCAAUUUUUUUUUUCCUGUGGUGAAAAUGCAACAUGAGCAGAUGGCAAGUAUUAACACACAAAACGCAAUCCUUGCCCCUAGACGCUGAUUUUAACAAUGAUGUAGGCUUCUGUCAUGGACUUGCAGCUAGUUAAGUAGUGUUUACAAGUUAAUGAAUUUGUUCCACUUGAAAUAUUUGAUAUGUGCUGAGGUUCGGCGAUCAAUGAGUCCUUGAGGAAUAACAGAGGAGUGUGAAGUUUUGAAACCAGCUCCUCCCCCUCCUCUCAACGCAUUCAUUUGUCCACAAUGUAAAUUACCCACUUUUAAUAAGGAGAUGAAAAUUAAUAAGGGUGUGCAAAACCUGUUCCUUUUAUUUCCACAGCCUUUUCUGCUUUCGUGUCACAAUGGCAUCACGCGAUUGUGACACUUGUCCACAAAAGUGGCUAUGCCGUUUUCACAAAGUAGAUUUCAAUCAUUAAUGUGCAUCACAUAUGCUUGUCAUGUUGCCCAUUCAAAAACACAGCACCGUAAUUUAAUACAGAUCUUUAUCAUUGUUAGCACUGCAGGUGCCGUUGACAUAAAUGCACAACAGCUUGCACGAUGAAGCUGCCUCUUUUAUUUUUUUAUUUAUUUUUUUACAGAUCUGGUAAUAUUUGUAAUACCUGCUGCCAUUUGGGGAAAGUGGAUGUGCAGUUUUGUUGUUCAACCCGAAAUUGCAAAUAUUCACAGCAUUCCAAAACACAAUAAAAAAUAGAGAGCAGCUGUGCAUGGCUUCCUGUACCCUAAGCUGUUAUAAAUCUUGCAGUGAUUGGGCUCUUAGCAAAUGCAAAUUAAAUACUAUUAUUAUAACACGGCCCUGUAUCUGAUGAUGUGCUUUCUUAUUUUUGAUAUGUUCAACUGAUAAGUUCUAAACAUGAAGGCACUGAAUAGUGUACAUUUUUAUUGACCGGGCUAAUGACAAUCAUAUUUUGGAAAUGUUUUAUGGAUGGUCCCAUCACAAACUUUUCAGAUAUCAGGGAUUUGGAAACAUGGACUUCUUUGAUGUUUGUCUCCUUUAUUCUAGCUAGUUUUUAUUCAAGAAGAAGUAGAAACAGUGCUCAGAAGCCUAGCCCCUAGUUUAAAAAGGGUGUGUUUCUCUUAUAUUCAUACUUAAACUGAGGCAAACCUUUGACAAAACAGAGGGAUGAUAUAUGAAACACAUGCUAUUCAUUAUCUAGAAGAACAGGCAGGCAGUGGCCUACCAUACAAAGACUUCUUUCUGGAAGAAAGUAAUUGUUCAUAGUUGGAUGGGUAAUUUUUUGAAAAUGUCAACCUACAGACUCGUCCUUCAUUUUCAUAUAUAGUUAACUUGUUCAAUAUCAUUUUAAAGAUAAUUUUCCAAAGUUUCAUUAUCUGGCAAACAGUUUUUUCAAAAUGCCGUUUUAUACAUGAGCAAAACAACCAGAAGCACGACCUGCAAGAUGACUCUGAAUUUCUCUGUUCCCUCCUCCUAAAGUUCAGUUAAAUAUCUCUCCAAUGAAAUAGAGAAUAGGUUAAUGACCCUUUAUUGUAUUGACAGUUUGCUUUCUCAUGUGGUGAAUAGGAAAAGAUUUUUUUUUUGUUAGGAGCACAAUCAGCUGAACUUCAGAGAGUAAAACUUACUUUACUUGAGUGUUACAUUAGUCACAAAAAACAUACUCUCCCUACAUCAAGAAAUUAAAAGAAAUAUCUAUAUGUAUAUUAUGUCAAUAACCUUAUUCUCUUCUUUGAUUUUCUUGCCAUUGAGAAAAUGUGCAAACCACAUUUGUUGUGACCAGCAUAACACCACAAUGGUGCAACUUAACACAGCAUAAAUGUGAUGGCAUGUGUGUCAUGUAAACCUCUUUUUAGGAUUGUCAUAUUUUCUUCCUUGAGAAUUAAAUAAUGGUUAGGGGAGCAAUCCUAUGCACAAGCAGGUAGUGAAAUCCAAGCUGGGGUAAAUUAAGGCAAAGUAAAGUACAGCAGACCCAAACUCUGUUCCAUAGCAGGGCACAAGCCCAGCAGAAGGAAAGCAAGUGAGCCUUCAAAAUAGUCUUCUACUUUGGGUUGCCAAGUCACAUGGCUGAGCUGGGCAGGCUUGAGAUGCAGCCUAAGUCCCCAAUCUCUGGUCCUGCACCUGCCACACCCCUGGAAUGCCCCGCUUUUGGGACAUAACACUGGCCUUGGCUCAGUCAGCUUCAACUUAGAUGGCUAAGUCCUGAUCAGCAAAUUAAGCCAAUGUAUCUUUGGCUGAGCCAGGGUCAAGGACUUGAUGCUGAUGGAGAUCAUCUGCAUCCCACUCUACUCGUCUGCAUCCCAAUCUGCUCAUCUUGCCAUAGGAUUGUCCCCAAAGCCUAUUAUAUGUACCAUUCUAUCAACGCAGAGCAUCUUUUGGAAAAAAGAGACCGGCACCUCAAGAAACUUAAAGUCUGAAAGACAAGUCAGAAAAGGGAGGUAGGCAUAUGUUGUUGCUUUUUGAAGAAAGGUAAUAUAAUUAUGGACGCGGGUGGCGCUGUGGGUUAAACCACAGAGCCUAGGACUUGCCGAUCAGAAGGUCGGCAGUUCGAAUCCCUGCGACGGGGUGAGCUCCCGUUGCUCGGUCCCAGCUCCUGCCAACCUAGCAGUUCGAAAGCACGUCAAAGUGGAAGUAGAUAAAUAGGUACCGCUCCGGCAGGAAGGUAAACGGAGUUUCCGUAUGCUGCUCUGAUUCGCCAGAAGCGGCUUAGUCAUGCUGGCCUCAUGACCCGGAAGCUGUACGCCGGCUCCCUUGGCCAAUAAAGCGAGAUGAGCGCCGCAACCCCCAGAGUCAGCCACGACUGGACCUAAUGGUCAGGGGUCCCUUUACCUUUUCAUAUAAUUGUGUGUUGGUAUACAGUUGUACCUUGGAAAUAGAACGGAAUCCUUUCCGGAAGUCUGUUCGACUUCCAAAAUGUUUGGAAAACAAAGCGCAGCUUCUGUUUGGCUGCAGGAAGCUCGUCUGAGUACCAAGGCGUUCGGGAGUCAAGGUACAACUGUAUUCAGUAAUUUGUGGGGUCACGAAGAGUCGGACACGACUAAACAACAACAACAACAAAGAUUAAAGGAAGAUCAGAUUUAAGGGGAAGGGAAGAGCUUCCCCACCACCACCUUUUAAACUCUGGGUUUGGACACGCCUUUACGUUUUCUUUACCAGCUGAUUGUUGUCAUGUAUUUCCUGUGAACCAAACAAAUGGCACAACUUGUAUGUUUUUAAUGUUGUACACUGCCCUGAGAUCUUUUGAUAAAGGACAGAAUAUAAAUGGAAACAACAACAACAACAUAGAUUGGUCAGAACAAACUACAGUUGUUUUUAGCAAACUAUUAAAGUCUAAAAACUUGAGUCAGUGCAUCAGCACGUGAGUAUCAUUAGAUUUUCCUGCAUGGAUUGCAGGCCAUUUUUUUACUGCACUGCAAUCUAAGCUUUUGCACUAGUCGCUCUUAAGUAGCUCAUUUCAAAUAAUCGGGCGCUAAUAGGCUAUUUCAGAAUGGUUGUUGGUAGAUGAACAUUCCUGCUAACAGAAGCAGUAGAAUAUCCAAAGAUCCCGUUGCCCUAACGGCAGCUUUGCUGCGCAUUCUGCUCCGGUUGAGUGUUAAACCGCCUUUAUUCUUUGCCCUCGUUCAACUGCACUUAACCUGCAGAAGACUCCUGUUGCCUCUAAUUCGACAAGAAAGGUGCGUGCAUUUUGUGUACUUGUGUGUGUUCUCUCCUGGCCAGUAGGAGCGAAGCUUUCCUGGCCUGCUGGGAAAAUUCUAGCUCUUUCUCUUUGCAGUUGCUGUGGCCAGCGGUUGCUAUUACACAGUGCUUCACUGUAGUUUACCUAGCAGAGCACAGCCUGCAGGAGUCGCCAUGAUUACUGCAGCUUCUCUUUCUGGCUGCCCAUCCCCCAUCCAUGCUGCAGUGCCAGUUCUAUGGUGAGAGAGAGAGUUUUCACAUAGUCAUACACAAGACUAUUUUUAUUCCCUCUUAGCUGGCUAUGCUAUUGCCAUGUUGAAUGGGCUUUUUUCUCCCCAUGAUCUGUGCACCAAUAUCACCUCCCCCCCAAAAAAGUUAUAUGGACCCCUGGGGUGUGGGUUACAGCUGUUUAACCCUUUAAUUGACAAACAGUUCUCCAUUAUUUCAAGGUCUGAGUUUUCUGCCUUUCUUGGGAAUCAGGAUGGUUUUGAGGCCAACACACUGACCUUUUUGUAUUACCCCCCUCCCUUUUGGGUUCAAGUAGCAGAGCUUGUUUGCAGAAGUGGCUCCUUUUCAUAGUGGUGUAGCGCAUGGUUUGUUUGUUUUUCAUUUGAAGUUAGCACUUUUCCUGCAUCUGACUCCAGAUUCUGGGUCAUGCAUUAAUCUCUUAUCUAUAACUGGAGCGGGGAUAGUAGCCUCCCUGAACUUCGUUUCCCCUCUGUGUGUAAAUGUGGAGAAGAGUGGCCUGCCUUCUGGUGCUGUUAAUUGAGACUUUUCAUUAAUGGACUACCUCUGGCAUCAGCUGGGAAACUGCAGCUCUGCAGCUGUCUGCCAUUGUGGCUACCACAGACGCAGCAGUGGGUGUAAGAAUAGCCCUCCACUUGGGGGACCAUGCAGCAGAUGGAGCAUGUUAAAGCGCUUUUUGAUUUGGACCUCAGCGUUUUCUUUUCUUCUUCCUUUCAGCGCAAGUGUGUCGUGUUCGGAGGCAGCGUUGCACAGUCUGUGUUAGAAACUAGAGCAAAACGCCCUUGCACGAAGCCCAGAGUGCCAGCAGAUACAGACUGUCAAGUGGAUCACAAACAGCAGAUAGAAAACAAGCAGAGGCCCUCAUUUAUAGACAUGUCGCUUCUGGCAACUUCAUAUAGGAAAGCUUAGCUAAGUUUGUGGCUGAAAAGAGGAGAAGCCAGGGAUCUUGAGCUGAGCAGAGGUCCCCAGUGUUGUAAGGACUGCCAGAUUGAUUCCAAAUUUCAGGUUUAAGGCUGUGUGUAUUAUAUAUAUGUUUUGUCAUUUCAAGUAUAGAAUCUAGCAGCUGGUGCCUUUAUGGUUUCAGAGUAAAUGUCUAGCUCUCAAAAGUCUAGAACUUUGUGAGAAGUGUCUUAAUGAAGGCUCCUUAAUUGCUAUGGAGAUGAGCUCAGUUCUGUGUGGUCAGGUGGUGGCUGGUGUUUUCCAUGGCACCUGUCUCCUGCCUAUGCAGCCAAUCUCUAUGCCGCUAUUUCACAUUCUCUUCCUCCAAUACAGAUAUGAAGCCCCCCACUUCUUUUUCUCUCUGCUAUGGGCAGAGGAGGAUUUAUUAUUAUUAUUAUUAUUAUUAUUAUUAUUAUUAUUAUUACUGAAAAAAAUACCCUUUCUUUUCCAUUUCCUCCCCCCAUUCAAGCCUCAUAAGGAAGUCAGGGGGUGUGACCCUUAGGAAUUUAAAAUCCCAAACUGUCUUUCUUCUAAACUCAUAUUCCAAGUAGAUAUAAUUUAAAUUGAUAUAAUUUAAAGAAUAUAUCAUUGUUUACUGUUCAUAAAGACGUUAUGCUUAUUCAGGAUGACUAGUUUAGCCUACCCUUACUGUGAUCCUUAAUACUAUAUACUAUUAAAGUGUUGGGUGGUUGGUUAUAUAUCCAAAUUUACUGAGUGAUGGAGAUGCUCAUAACCUGUUGAUUUUUCUCCUCCAAGCACAAGUUUCUCCUGAUUUUGCAUGGCAGAAAGGGCUCAGGUUACAACUUGUGUCCAGUGCAUUGGGCUUUAGCAUGGCACCAGAAUUCUCUUCCAUGGCACCCACUUUCUGCCUAUAUCUGUGCCACCACUUUUUAUACGUGCUGAAGUAAAUCUGCGUUUCACUUUGCUAAGUACUCAGAAGGCCUCUUCUUGGCAGUUUGCCAACUCCCGAGCUGUUUGUGCCAUUAGUCUCUGACUCCACCUACACUGAGGUUCUUUGUAGAAUGCAGUUCACGGGGAAUGGCUAUACAGGCCCUUCAGAAUCUGGAAACGUAGGAAGGAAUUUUAACAAUGCCUAGUCAAGGACCGAUCUACAUGUUACUUUGGCAAAUGCCUGAUCAUUUUCUGAGAUCAUGUGGGGCCAGAGUAUUGAAACCUUCUCUCUGCCUGCCCAUGUUUUCUCUGCAAGUUCCUCUCCCUUGAGUUCACAACCAGCGACACUUUUUGAUCUUUGGGCCUAGCUUAGGGGAGAAGGGAAUGAUAGGGGGUGUCUGUGAAAACAGCUGUGGGAGGAAGACACCUUUGUAGAGAAUUAGUCGUGAGCAGAAGUCACAUGAAGCACCUCCCAUCUGCUGAUGCUUUCCUAUAAAUGUACUGCCACGUGGGGUUGGGAAUCCCAAGGUUACCUUGGACUUAUUUAAAAUAUUGACAUCCCACCUUUCUGUCUGACAACAGGCUUCCAAACCAGCUGAUAAAGGAAAAUUAACUCAAUAUUAACACAUUUUCCCUUUUUGAAGCCAGUGACUAAUGAAGACACAGAGACAGAUGCCAUAAGAAUUCCCCUCUCCCCAUUUCUUUGGUGUUUCUUACAAACUACUGUCGACUCAGGGGAAAUCCAACGCAAAAGUGCUAGGAGUCUGACCCUCUAAACAUAGAAAUAGAUGUUGGGUAUGCAUUCCUUUUGUAUUAAGGUGUUUUUUGUUUUAAAAAGCCACUUGCCCCACAAACACAGAUUGUGAUAUUGAAAGUAUGGAACUGUUCUUCUUGAUUGAGCUUUGGUCUUAAAACAGAAGUAUGAGGAGUGUUAUAUGGUGAAGCAGAUAAUCUUGUCUAAUUCUAGAAUGGUGGUUAUGUGGACAGCAAAACCUGAUUUUGUGCAGAUCAUCUGUGAUGUGGCCUCUCACCUUUUUUAAACAAUUGGGCUAGCGCUGCUUGCUGUCACUUUGUGCUGUUAACAGACCUGCCUCUGCCAAGGUGCCCCAUGUAUGUUUUAUUCUUUGCUUCUGUUGAGCAGCUAUUCGACUGUGAAGCCCAGGAGAAAUAGGAACUAAUCUUUCCAGCUGCUUGGACCUCAGUAUGGAUGUAACUUUGAAAAUACAGUUCCCUUGUUAGUCUUAUCGAGUGAGCACCAGUUCACUGUGAUUGAAUACAGCGUAGGUAUUUUAUCUUUGUUUCUCAGUUUUCUUAGCUUCUCAAGAAGCAGUGUUUGGGAGUAGAGAUGAGCAAAAUGGAAAGUGAAAGCUAUUAAGUAGUGUAUAGGCUCCUAGAAAAUGUUUCAGACUUCGAGAACAUGAGUAUUUGUGGGCGAAUGAUCCUUUUAUUUGCCUUAAUUUAGCCUGGCACCAGAAGUCUAGGGGUCCUAAGACAGUUAAGCAACACCAUGGCUGGCACACCAACAUAAAAAAAUCCCAUCUGUCUGAAUUGUCCCAUGGUACUGUUUAACAAACUACUUUCCUAUCUGAGUAUCUUUAGAAAAAAUACUAAUUAAGACUCAGCGUCUCUCUUUGGAGUGGUCUUCAAGAAUACCGCUCUCAUGCCUUUCCUUACUGAACUUCUUAGCCCAUAGAUAACCAUUUCAUUGAUACGUCCCAAGCAAAUUGUCUCACAGCAGAAGGUAUGAAGGAUUUCAACAGUUUGGUGUUUAUGGGUUAUAGGCAAGCUUGGAAGACAGUGGAUUUCCUAGUUGACAGUUCCAGAAUGUGUGGAUAAUAUAUACUGACCCACCACUGCUUAAACAGUAUCAACAGAGUGCAUUGCAGAGGUAACCCUCGAUUAUACAAACUUGGAUAGUAAAAUAUGGGAUGGUGAUUUAUUAUUAUUAUUAUUAUUAAUUCAAUUUAUAUGCUGCCCUAUACCCAGGGGUCUCAUUUAUUCUAUAAAUAAAUCUGUCAUGGAAGCUUUAGCUGAGAUUCCUGCAUUGCAGGGGGUUGGACUAGAUGACCAUUGGGUCCCUUCCAACUCUACAAUUCUAUGAAAUAAUAAUAAUAAUAAUAAUAAUAAUAAUAAUAAUAAUAAUAAUAAUAAUAAAGAUACAAGGAAUGGCUUUUACAAUGGCCCAUAUGGUGUAAUAUUGACUGCUGGCUAUCAGCAACAUUGGCAUCUCAGACAGAAGUACCUCUCUCCCUCUCCCGAAAAUGCCUGGUGGUAAAAGUGUGAAUUCUGCCCCUCAUGGCUGCUGAGAGGCAGGUAAGAGGGCAAUGGUGUGCUGGACUAGCAGGGGGCCUGGGCUGCAAGCUUUCAUGUUAUUAUUAAAAAGGUGAAGUCACUAGGCUUAGGGGAAGAUUCAAAGAAAAGUGUGCAGGCAAACUUCUGAGUGAUUUGUGUGAGAUGAGUUAGGCUCGCUGCUCAAACCUUUCAUUGUCUUUAGCUAAUGGAUGUUUGGACACCAGGUGGUUGGAAUGCCUGGGAUAUUAAAGAGCUGCUGUUUCCCCAUCAAGUACAAUUUUUUAUUUCCUGGUUCUGGCUCAUUUUCUUCCCUUUGAAAUCUCUGCAGUUUAAAGAUCUACUAUUUCUCCUCAUCUUCCUUUGCCCUUUAGCAGGACUUACUCCCAGAUAAGUGGGUACAGGAUUGCGGUCUUGGCUUUCUCGUAAGGGGCAAAAGGGUUCAGUAUUACUACAAAGCAGAACUUAAAUAUAGUUCUAAAGUUAUGCUAUAAAGAAAGGCAUAUAAUAUUAAUAAUUCUAACAAAAAAAAUUAAUCUAACCUUUUUAAAAUCCUAUGGCUUUGCCACUGGGGCAGAACACUGGAAAAGUAAGAAUAGCUUUUAUUUUUUUAGCAAGCUAUUAGGAAAGAUGUGAUCAGAUGUGCUUUUCCUUCCUAUUUUACCAGUAAAGGGCAAAUAGUAAAAACUAAAAAGUAGAGUGUUUUGCUUCCCUUGGUCUCCCAACACCAGUGACUGGCCUAAGGUGACUCCUCUUAGGAAUCAGUCUCCUGUGCACACCAACCUGGGAAUAAGCUCAGCUGAAUACAAGUGGGACUUGUGCAUCUUAGUAAACACACAAUAACCAGGUCAGAUUAAGUUUGCUUGAAGUCUUGGAGCUUCAUGGGUGGAGGGUAAAAAAACACUCCCUAGUACAAAGAAGCAUCUGUCUGGUUAAAAGGACUAAAAUUAGAUGCCUGUGAUACAGAGUGUAGGCCUAACCAGUUCUACUCAGAAGUAAAUCCUAUUGAAGCUAGUGGAGCUUCCUCCCAGUUAAGCAGGGCUAGAAUUGCAGCCAUUGUACACUUCCUCCUGUUAUGAGAGUUGGUGGCAGGUUCAUGGUAGAAGGUUUAGAAUGUGAAACUGCGUUUGCUCAGACUGUUGUUUCUCAGGGUUGACAAGCUUUUAGUUGUGCUCUGCUGUACAGUAUCACAAGUGGAAUGUAGCAGUCAGGAGGGGGAGUACUAAUUUACCUGGCUUUGUGUUUUUAUUUCUGGUGUCUCAUCACCUUUUUUGCCUGUGGAUGCUAUAUUACACAUAUACACAGUUAUUUUAAAAGAAAUGUAUUACCAGGUUGCCCAAAUGGUUUGUUGCUUUUUCUCUUUACUUGUUCUUUGCAUGUUUUAGGGUGGAAAGCAGGGCUCCUUAGCCUUUAGCAGCAGUGUGGCAAGCACAAAUUAGGCAAAGGAAACCUUUUCUGGUAUGGAAAUCAAAUUUUGGGGAUUCACCUGUCAACAUUGUGUCUACCAAGGCAAUUCCUUCUGUGUGGCCCAGCUCCACCCGCAAAAGAGGGUGCAAAUUUGCAUAUGGCAAAUAAUAUGCAAAUCUGUGUCAUUUGUGAAUGCAGAAAAUGCAAUCCAUGUACAGUGUACUGGGCUCAGAAAAGCCUUUUGGCACUCAUUCUACCAGUUGGCUUACCUUACAUGAGGGUGGGAACAACCGGCCCUCUAGACUACAAUUCCCAUCAUCGAUCCCUGACCAUUGGCUGCGCUGGCUGAUGAAAUGCCAGCAACAGAGGGAGGAGUCACCUGUAGGCCAGUGCUGCUUUAAGAUGGAUAGGUAACAGAAUGCAUCCAUUCCCUUCAACUUGCUAGAAUAGGGAAGCCGGACCAGCAGAAUUAAACUAUGGUCAACUGGUAACCUUAAUGCUUUAAUGAAAAGAACGAUGUGAUAUUUAGGCGAUAAAGGGGAUAGUGCCCAAUCUUGUUAGUUGUUUGAACACAAAAAUAGCAUUAUAAAGAAAAAAAAAUAUUCCAACCUAUGGCUCAGCUCCUAGUAGCAGCACUGCUGCUUUUCAGAGAGAAUGGCCAGCUUGCUUUGAAGAGGAGGGAGCCUGGGAGCUGCUGCUCAUCAUCUCCAUUUUCUUCACUUCAGAAGCUACACAGGGCUACCUGUCCUUUCCAUGUUCUGAUCUGAGCUGCUGCCCUUUGGGUGCAGACACUGGUCACACUCCAAACUUGGGCCUCCGGAGGGGAAGGGGAAGUGCGCUGGCAUUCUUUAUCACAUUUAAUUAAGCCUCAGUACUGCACAGGUGUUCUUUCCACAUUUUUGAUCUGGCACCUCAGUGGGAAGGAGGGCUGCAUGGAAGGGAAAAAGCCGAGACCAGCAAUCCUCCCGUGCACUUGCUGACUCUGAGUCACCAAGAGAAAACAUCAGGAGGAAGCCACUGGAUGCUGGUUUUAGUGCUGAUGUGCAACAGCCUUCACUGAGCUGUGGCGCGAUGCCAUUUUGAGGCUGAUGAGCCAGGGGUGGGGGUGUUGGCUCUCAAACUGUGUGACGGAGAUGUGCCACUAUCAGUUAAACCUCCUCUGCAGCAUUUCAGGGAGGCUCUGUGCAAUGAUGGGAAGUGCAGCCAUGCAAUGCGAAAGGCAGGUUGCCGUGACGGAGCACCUUUGCCUCACCACGGAUGCAAAAGCUGGAGAUCAGCAAAGAGCUGCAAAGGAACUGCAGUGCUCACCAGCCUUUUUGGCUCUGGUGCCAGCCACUUGCAUUCCUGCUCCGCGUUGAAGGUUUCUUGCCAAGCACGAGAAACUAACUAUACCAGAAGGCGGCCAUCUGAAUUCAGGAAUGCGCUCAGGCUUUGGAGGUGCAACCAAACAUAGCCAGUGUCUCUGUCAGAAACGGUCUCUCUCUCUGAUGCACAAAUGAAAGAAAGCUACCUGCUGGGCUGGGCAUUUAGGUGAAGUCCUUGGUGUCACUUUGCUACAAUGGAGAUACUUCUCCAGAAGUUAAAACUGUCCCACUCUGGAACCACUGGAGGAAAAGGCCAUUAACGGUUUCCCUUGUAAGGUUAGGGAAUGUUAUUCAAGAAGUUGCCUACCUUACCACAGCUACAAUUUCCUUACUACAGUGGGUCAAGUUUGAUAUCAACCUGUUCCAACUUUAUAGCUGAAUCAAAUGCCUUCAAUUCCACUGAGAUGUGUAAUGAUUAUGGACCUCUGGCUGUUAGGAGAGUGCUUCUGCAUGGCUAAAUGGAAUUUAUUUUUUUCUUCAUGAUAAUAAAAAUAUGGAUUUUUUAAAUUAUACAGGUCUAGGAUUUGUGGUUGUCUUCACCGACCUAGGGUGAUGGGAAUGGCGAAGUGAAAUUCAGAAUGAAUUGCAUUUUAAAAAUAUGUGUAUGGGGGGGGGGGGAUGCUAAGGGUUCUUGUAGAGGAAGCCAUCAGUAACUAAAAGUUGAAGAGGAGACAGUAAAGAUACAAAGGGCCUGUUGGUUGAUUAUUCAUUCCUUUCCCCCUGCCCAGUUUCUGGAGGAGGAGAUUAAGAAUAGAAGACCCUCCUAAUAGGCUUUCACUGACAGCUGGCAGUAUAGCAGAUUUCACUACCUAGUGCCUCAGUUCUCUUGUCCUCAAGUAUCUUGUUAAGCUUCUUUCUUGGACUGAAGUUUCAUAAAGUCUGAAAGCUGCAAUCCUGAAUCUAAUUACUAGAAAGUCCAGCAAAACCCAAUUUGACUUAUUUCCAGGUAAACAUGCCUAAAAAUGUGCUUCCAGACUCACAUUUGCCAUUUGAGCAAUGCACAAGAAUUAGGAAUCCCUCGCCCAUCCUGUCAAUCCAGAACCAGCCCCCUUCUAAACACUUACUCAUCCUUUCAGUUUUAUAUGGAAAUGAAAGCAGAAGAGUUUUGAGUUAUUAUACAACAGAACAGAAACUUGUUUGUUUUUUUCUUCAGAGGCAGAUAGUGCUGGGGACAGACAGCUGGGGAAGACUGUUGCCUUCAUGCCCUGCUUGUGAGCUCAGUAUCCGACUGGCCACAUUUUUGGGGGAAAACAACAUUAGGUUAUAUUAGCCUGGUCUGAUGAAGCUUGGUACUGUGACAAGGAUGCAGAUGCCCCACAGGCCAAGUUCAGAAAGUCAUUAAUUCCAAAGGGCCAGACUGAAAUAAGGAUGCAUUGACCUGCAUCUUCCUGCCAGCAGUCAUUCCAGGCCUCACAUGGUCCAGUUUGGGUAUUUGGGGGGGGGGAUUAAGAGGAAUAUUUCAUUCUGCUUCCAAGUCUGCCAGUGGGGGCAUUGUAUUGCCAAGCUAAUGCAAACUCUUCUUGCACCCACCAGUUCUUCUAGCAAUCACUUCCCCCAAAUUACUUGCCGAAAAGCCAGAAAGGUCUUUCACUCACAGAAAGAUUUCAGUGUUAAUUUACUGUUUAAAUGCUAGCACAGAAUUGGAACAAAGACCCGAGAGCUUAAAUGUAUUGUGUGUGAUACAUUUACAAAACAAAAGUUUCAAAUGGUACAACAUAACUUGAUACAAAGGCAAAGGCAGCAAAGAUUUGAGGUGCUUGAAGGACUUGCCACCAGGAUAGGUGCCAUCUUCUUCUGCACCAAAUCAAACAUAAGAUUACUUGAUUUUCAGUAAUUUAACAAAAGUUCAAGAGGUAAUUCCGUCACAAAAUAGAUUCUUCCCAUGACCAGUAAAAUCUGCAGGCAACUCAAGCUUAGACUUAUAUCAACUUUCGUUUGGAUCUCAUGCUGCUAACAGGACUAGAGCUUUGGGGGGGUUAAAACGAUUUUUUACCAUUAGUUUGUUGCAACGAUUGGAAAUAUUCAGAAUUCCCAAAUUUAUUUUUGAUGCUCAGAAGACCACUUCCACUUAGAUAUUAUGUACAAUAUACAUUUAAAUUUGAUUUAAUCAGUUAGGAGCAAUUUAAUUAAAAUCUAAUUCUUUGGCGACCAGCUGAGGGAGAACUAAUGUCUUUCUUCUUUUUCAGAAACAUGCCACAGCUUCGCAGCACACUUACAGCCUGCCAGAACUCUACAGAACUGAAGAUUAUUUUCCUAUCAAAUAUAUAGGCAGCAAGUACCAGAACCACUAAGGCUGCAUUUAAUCGUCUCUAGCAUUUGAGAGAACUUGAUCUGAACAGCUACAGGGAUAGAGUAAAAUAGAUGUUAGACCAAAGAAGGGAAGAGUGGUAAUAUUUCUGCCUUUUUAUCUUUCCCAUGAGGGAGAAACUAAUCCCCAGAUUUGCUGGUUUUCAAGUAUUGAUGGUCCUUGUGCUAUGACAAAAACUUUAUACAGUCUUGUUGCUUUGCUUCCAUUUGGCAUUUGAGACAGGUUUAUGUAAACAAAGCAGGAAUAGCACAUUUAAGAUGUCAAAAUUGGAUGAAACUUACUUACCUUAAGUACCAUGGAUUGCAGCAAGAAGCUAUUUUCCUACUCUCUGCCUAACUGCUACAAUCUUUCAUUUAUACCAAGGUUGUUGCAGUGUAGAAAUCCUACUUUGAAAGUUGCCUAAUAAAGUGGCACAAUCUUACUUACCUCCCCGCUUCCAAAUAGCACAUAUAUUCAAAAUUCUUCUGAAGUGUAACUUGAAUGGUUUAGUUCUGGAAAAUGCAUGUUAUUGAACCACAGCAUGUUCAAAACAAGCAAAUUAAAAUACGUAAUGCGCACUAAAGAGGCCAUUGCAUCCAGUGUCUUAUUUUUGAGGCAUGAACCUUUGGUUACAAGCUCAGCCACAAAGGUAUAAGCGAUCAGAAGCAGUACAUAUAAGCCAUACGAGGCAGACUCCCCCAUAUGAAACAGGGUACUGCUCAUAUACAGGGCAAGGUGAGGCUGCCUCAAGCAGAAUCCACACGACAGCAGAUCCCAAUGUAGAUCUCUAUUCCAGAUCUUCACUCACUCUUCUUCCUGGCAGGCGGGGGGGGGGGCACCAUUUUGUGGUUUGCCUCAGGUGCCAAGAUGUCUUGGGCCAGCUCUCCAUUAAAUGCGAUUUUAAAGCAUUUUCUGAUCCCUCUAUACAAAGUACUUCCCUAAAAGGGAUGAAAUGAAUUAACACUCAUUUUAACAAAGGCAGUGGAUCAGCACAUGGACUUUGUCUGUAUUCUGCCUCUACUGAAAUGAAUGGCACUGCCGGGAUGCCUAAAUUCUGUCAUGCAGCUAAGAACAAGCUGUGUAUCUGUAUUUAUACAGUGUAUGUACACAACUUUUGCUGCAGAUGUUGCAAUUACAGGAGCUCAUACCUUAGGAUCUCCCAGCUCUUUCCAUUGGUUUUGCUCACAACAGCAAUGGACUGUUUAGAACAUUUAAGGCAUGCACAACUAUUACUAAUUUCUGGAGAUGUAGAUUUUAGACUGCAGAAGUAAACGACUGUAUCCUUUCGAGUGAAUUGAUCAAUACUGAAGGCUAUAUUAAAAAUAUAUGAUCAGACUGCUGCAAUCUAUUGAUUUUCAUGAAUGCAAUAUAAAAUGAAAGCAAUCUGGCUCAUCCAAGGUUACCCAAGAGGGCUCACAAAAAUGUCUUUAGAAUCAUGUUGCCUACAUCUGAUGGAACACCUGGCUUCUUAUUAUACUAUCAUGUGCAUAAAAUAAAAAACCUAGUGUGAAAACUUUUAA
This is a messenger RNA of Podarcis lilfordi (Lilford's wall lizard), 52282 nucleotides long. The record is from the annotation of a GenBank genome assembly. Lineage: Eukaryota; Metazoa; Chordata; Lepidosauria; Squamata; Lacertidae.